Messenger RNA from Xyrichtys novacula (pearly razorfish), 49736 nucleotides. NCBI's taxonomy places the organism in Eukaryota, Metazoa, Chordata, Actinopteri, Labriformes, Labridae. The record is from the annotation of a GenBank genome assembly.
AUGGCGAAGAGUCCAUCCAGAAAGUCGCUGAAAAGUUUGUUCUCCAGGAGCGAGGCCAACCUGCGCGACUCGGCGGAGAAGGAUGCGGACAAAAACGAAGGAGAGAAGAAGAGGUUUCGCUUCUUUAGGCUGAGAAGAAAGACGCACACCGGCUCGGCCACAGAGAAAGCUGCUAAUGAGACCCAGCAGGUGUUACACAGGUAUGUUUGCCACCGUUGAGGAUCUUCACUUUAGCUUGUGUUCAUGCCUGUGCAUGUGUCAUAUGGCUGCUCAUGAAGUAGCAGGGACAUGAAGCAGCUCCUGGCGCUUUUGGAGCUCCAAGGCUGCAGGUUAGGUAUGCCACAGAAUUAAUUAGUGUAGGGGCCCAUGAGGUCUGCAGCUGCUUUAGAUUAACCCAUUCUGUCCUUUUGUUCUUGAAGUCAGCCACCAGUAAUGCUCUUCCUGUAUCAUAUGAGAAGUUUUUAACCGCUUCUCAUUUGAGUCUUCAACAUAUCUUGUUUUGAGUGACACAGGAAUGUCCUUCCAACCAGACUGCAGCUGUAAGUGGACAAAUAUAGCCUGUAGCAAGUGUUUAAUAAGGAUAAUGAUGGCUGAAAAGGGGAGUGCAAAAAAAAAAACCCAAGCCAAAUCAAUCUCUUAAGUAGAAGCAUAACUGUGCGGAUGAUUAUGUUCAUAGCGAUUUUGUGCCUGAAGGACAUUUUUGUCUAGACAGCACUGUAAAAACAGGGCCGCUGUGAAGCCUAAUCCCUAAAAUCAAGCUCAAUAUCUUGGUCAUUAUGUAAUUGGGUCUAAAAAGCAUGGAGGACAUUAACAUCACUUGGCGCUCUGAAAUCUUGCAGUAUCCAUGAGAAGUUUUUGGUACUUUUACCAUUAUCUGAUAUUCAAGGAGCAAAACAAUCACCAAAUCAAUGAUAAGAAUAAGCCUGUUGGAGUUUUUUGACAUGAACAAAAUAGAGAAAUUCAGGUUUGACCUUUUAAUGGUGUACGAAAGCAAGCAAGACCACCAGGUACAUGAUUCAUAGUGCAAUUUUUUAUGCCUGAAACUGUUGUGAGGAAGUAGGUGGCUUAAAAAUCUGCUCAAUAAGUGUUACAUUUGACUGUCAAAAUGCCACAGUCCUAGUCUAACUAUUAACACUGAUAGUCAUGACACACGUUAGGCAGUGGAGCAAUAAAGUUAUAACUCAGUAUGGAGCAGAAACACCAUCUGCUCACCUGUGAUAUGCAGGUUCUUAAACAGCACAAGCCCCUCAAACAAGGCAAACAAUGAAAGCCUUGUCAUCCUGUGAAUGAGGGUAAGUGUCUCUGAGUGUCUACAAAUCCAUAAUAGUGAUUGGCCAAUAUUGGUAAACAGGUGAGUCAAACAGUCAAACAAAGGUAGGAGUCGAACCUGUUGAUAGAUGGCCUCUUUGUGGUGCUUUACUCCAUCAAUGGCACCAUCUAUGGAUACACUCAAGUGAACCUUGUGUUUGUUGUUGUUGAAAAGAGUAGAAAGACAGAGAGAGACUUUUCAAAUGAGUGAAAAAGAUUUAUUUCUCUGUGAAAGUAAGCCUACAAAGUGUUUUGCUCAUGGUGGAUGAAGAUGAGAUGAGAUUAGAUCUUGUCUUGGUGUUGAGUUCAGUCUAUACAUGCAGGAGUUGCAAAGUGUCUUGAGAUAACUUUUGUUUUAUCUUAUCUGGUCCUCUGCAUGAUAAAGUAGUGUCACCUGACAGCCAAUCCUAUCCCGUUGACUUUUGUCAGUUUAAUGUUUCAUUUUUUUAGCGAAAAUUUGAAAAGUAAAACAUAAAAAUUUGACUUUUUUUAAGCGGCUCCGCUGGCACCUACCCCCUUGCACUGGUUUCAGGCAUUUAAAAAUCACAACAUAAAAAUCACCAACCUUGUUGCUGAUGGUCUUGUUUACUUUUGUUUAUCACAAAAACACAUCAUUAUGAAUUUUAGUUGUUUUUUAAAGUCUUAAAGGGGCUUUAAAGGAAGAGGAAAAUUAAUUGGUACCAAAAGUAAUUAAGAAACCAUUUAAAUCAAAAUAAUGUCCUCUUUGAUUGUAAAGAGAGGUUUUUCUUUAUAAGAUGAACAACUAUAGCUAAUGCAAGUGAAAAGAUGGCAUCAAGAUGUCAAGCUUCACCAUUUUACAGUGUAUUUUCGAAGUGAAAGUGCAUAAAACUGUGACUACAUUUAGACUACAGCCGAAACAAAAUGUCACAUUAAGUGUGUUGAAAGUACUCUGAUACCUGUGGUUUGUUAUUUACCUUCGCUGUACGUCCACGCUGCAGCAGGCCGUAAGUGAGCAUACUAAUGCUGUGAACCCGCUUAAGAAAAGCUAACUGACAAAAUGUACCUAUGAUGUCAGCUUAAGAAAGGAGAGUGUAAGAAAACAAAUUAUAUAACUAGUGUACUUAGUAAAUACACUGAGGAUAAAAACAAACAUACUUGCUGCCACAGUUAGUAUUGUGAGUUUCAUAAAAUGUGACCAGAGAUACUUAUAGUCAAUUAAAACUUCAGAUUUAUUUAAAGCACCUGAGAGGUUGUUAAAAUAUUUGGCGUGAUUCUUGCAAGAAAUGCAACUUAAAGAUUCCACUGAGAAACACUUUUUACCUUCCUCUGAUCGUCUGUUUACUGACGGGCGAAGACACGGUGCCCUUCUCUAACUACACACAGUGCAUAAGCAAAGUAGAUAAACCCACAGGUGAGGUGGUGACUUUAUGCAAGUUGCAUGCUCGGAUAGCAUAAUCAUACUCACUCAGACCAGACUGGAUGACAGCGUGUGUUUGCACAGGCAAAAACAAAUUAAAUGACGGGUUGACUAGGCAAGAACCGCCUCUGCAAAUAAGGGCCGCACACAGGGGUUAUACAAGGGUAGAGUUGACUAAUGAAGACAGGACAGACUGUCAGUUAGAAAAAUGAAAAGUAAAACCAAGAUUGAGGACGGUAUAACUGUGCAAGAGUAGGAUCUGACGAAUUACAAUGAUGAAAAGGAUAAUUGGUCAUUUCUCUGAAUAGCCUCUGUCUGCUCUUUGUCAUCCACAGUCGUUGCUUUAAGGAGUUAAUUAGCAAUUACGGUCGCUUUUCUGUUUAAGUGAAUCCCAUUGUGUGAUUACAUUCUUUAAUUGUUGACAUUGCCGAUGACUGUCCGCCACCAGAAUUUAAUCCAGACACAGACUAAAUCUGCUUUUGUUGUUAGUUAAGGAUUAAGUUUCAAUCCAUGUCCUAGGUUUUGUCAUGCAAAGACAAAGGAUUAAAGAGUCUGGAAAACACGUCUUAAGGUUGAUUUAUUUAUUUUACCUUUCACACAGUUCAAGUGGAAGUCAAUGUCAAAUCGGAUGUAUUUGAUACUUGACCUCUGCUGUGUGCAAUUACAGAUGAAAACACAAGAUCUCUGUUUCAAACAAGUCAAACACACCCACAGCUCGAGUAUCUGGUGUGGUCUGUCGGGCUCCGGAGCCGAGCUGUGGAUUAAUGGAGGUACUGUAGAGAAACCUGCCGCUCCACAUGCCUGCCGCAUUUUCAUGAAGCUACUAAUCAAUGGCACAAAUGCACACACAUACCAUCAUUGUGCAAAGAGAUACAGGCUGGCAGCACAGAGCAGCAACAGCUGAAGCUCAAAUGUCUCGAGUCAAGUGUGUUUAAAUGUCUGAAAUAAUUUUGAACAAUUGAAGUGAGUCACGGCGAUGUGGAACCUGUUAUCUUUGUGUAGGUGCAAGCAAGUUAAAACCGGGGUUACAUAAAGUGAGACCUUCUUCAUUGAACUAUUUUUGUGUCCUUCUAUAGAAGAUGAGUCGGUGGGAUUUCAGAUUUGUGUUAUCUAACCUGUAUUUUUUUUAUUAGCAUGUUUACAACUGCAGUGCUGAAAACAAUAGUGAUCUGUUUACUGACAGAUAACUCCACCGAUUUGACGAUUCCCCUCGAGCGAUGUCACCUGAGAAAGCACAGGUUGGAGUUGAGGUGUUUAAGUUUUGUGAUUGAAUAACGAUGACGCUGAUAAUUGAGAGGGUGAGGAGAGAACUUGGCAGUCGUUCCUAGCUCGAUUUAAUUUGACUUUAAUUUAACUUGUUUUUUUCUUUAAAUUCUUGUAACUCCCUUCAUGAGUCUUUGGUUUAACCUUCACAGUUAUGGUGUAGAAAUGGAAAUAUUUGGCGAUAUCUGGUGGUCUGAUCUAGAUUUAAACCCUACCUUACUCUCCUCUUAUGUUGAUAAGAUUUUAAUAAGUAAUGUGGCCUUUUGCACGAUAAGCAUGAUUCUCCAUUUAACCAUCCAAAACACUAAUCCACUCAAAUUAUUUUGCACAAACUACGGCUGCUGGAAUAAACCAGUAUUGAUGAUAAUAGUCUGUUUAAGAAAUAAUCCAACAGUAGCACCAUGACUUGACAGUGGCAGUCCUCUAAGCCUGUUGCCAUAUGUCAUAAAACAGAGGAUAGCAAGAAGUUAAUCAACCUUUAGGCAAGACAGAAAAAAUAUUGAAAUAAUUGUGAUCAUUGAUGGCCACUGAUGUUGGGGAAACCCUAGCGCACAACAGAAACCAUUCUCUCCUUUAUUUUCCUCUUUUAACCUGUGUGUUUUCUCUGUAAAUACUUAAUAGAAACGGCACUUGAUUAUUCGGUCCAUUCUGUACCACUUCAUAAACUUGGCGAUGAGGGGGUCCGCGACACAAGUUAUGCUCAGUCCGCAUUUCAAUUACAGUGGUCAGUUAAUGAGGUGACAGGUGAAACAGAAAUUCCUCUAAAUGCGUUUUAUAAAGUUAAAUGUGUCUUCAGCGUCAAUGGUGGCAGAUGUUCAUGGCUGAUGUCUGAAAACUGUUACUGAUCGAACCCUAAAUUUGCAUGGUCGGGUAUCAGUCAGAUGUAAAGUUCAGAAGAUUUGCUUUCUUUGCAAACACUUUUUAUAGACUUACUGACAAAAUAUUCAAAUGCCAGUAGUUUUGCAGGUUUUGCCACUGUUCACAUGGAGCUCAAGAGUGAUUUGCCUUUUGUUAAGAGUUUCUACGAAGUUCUGUUUCAUGUUUGCUCGAGAGACACGAUUAUCCUGCGUGAUUCACUGCGGAGGAUGUUGGUGAAAGCUUUACCUGGCCUUUUGUUGUGUAUGUGUCUAAGGCGGUGUGAGCAAUUUACCGGGGUAAUUUUCCCCAUCAUCAGUUUGAAUGAUAAAGCUCUUUUAAUGAUCACAGCAGCUGUGAGAAUAACACCAUCAAAGCUUUUCCUUAGAUAACAACAAAGUCAGGUUGCAUUUGGAGCCCAAUAAAAAUGCCAUUCAUGGCUACGUACUCGUGACAUAGCCUACUUUUCUAAACAAACUCCAACUAUUGACCUACAUAGUUUCCUGUCAUCUUCUUUUGGUUGUGGUUAUUGUGAGAAUCAAGCACUUGAAUUAAUCAGACAAACAAAUACAUCAAAGACUGUUUUAGCUCCUGGACAUGGUUUCGCCCAUCAAGUCAACCUUGCUUUUACAUUUUAAGUCUUGGUUUAAUUAGAAGUUGCUCAACAAGGUGUUGGAGUAAAAGCCUAUCUGUUUGGAUAGUUAAAUGAGAAUUGACAGCCACUGGCUUACACAGUAGAUAUGUUAGUAGAGCUAGCAGUCAAGUUAGUUUAGCUAGCAUGAGAAAAGGAGAGACAACUAGCCCAACAGGAAGCAACCAGUUCUGGUAAGCGCCAUCUUUUAAAGCUCAAAAUUAUUGGGGUGUUUUGCUCAGACUUUGCUGUGAGAUGAAUUUUAUCACUUAAAACAGAGGAGGCUGUUUCUUAAUCUGUCUUGUUUUGAUGCUAAGCUAACCAACAGCUGACUAGCAUUACAACUGCAUUCAUGUGGAUUCAUUGAGAGAAAUUCCUCUUGUUCGUUGACUGAUAUGAAGAGCUUAUUGUCAUUAACCUUCAUGCAAGAAUGUUGUGGUUUAAGCUGUAAUAAUUGAGUCCCAAAGUCAGAGUGCAGUGUGCCUAACUUCAGCCCUCUCCCUCUCUCUUUAUCUUUUGACUCAGUCCUGUUCUUACGCAAACAAUCAUCGUCACGUUUUACUGCACGGCCAAAGAAAGCACCAACGACACCCUGUGUCUCUCGCAGACACAUCCUGUUGUACCUUUUCCAAAAAUCUAGACGCUUGUAAGACUCUUUUUGACACCAUGUCAGGUGCUGCAAGUUCACAAAGAAAAAGACGCAGUGUUUUUUCUCCUGUGUUAAAGUGUAAACACACACCAUCUCAGGACAAAGAUAUGCCUCAUCUUCUCAUCUCAGGGAGUCUUCAUGACCGCAGAACAGCUUAUUUUCCUACACUGUAAUAUUUCAUCACUUGACUGCUUGAAGGGCUGCUGUUUUGCAUGAGGACAAGACAAAGACAAUGUAUGGAUGUUCAUUUGCAAAAAAAGUCUGAAUUUCUGUUUGUCUUUCUGUGAGGCAUACCUCGUGAGACAGAUGAAUAUCGGUACAUAACGAACUAUUCAAAUCUGUGAGAUGAAUAAAGAAUUUCUAUACCUUUGUUAACAGCAGAGGGCACUGUGUGCCUUUGUGCCUGUGACAAAGUAAGUGCUUUUCCCUUUCAGGAGGUGCUGCUGCAUUGGAUAAUUCUUAUUUCUGAAUGUUUCUUUCAUUAACUCCUGUCUAGUGGGAGAGAACUGUUCGCAUCCUUUCAAAAUAAAAGCAUAUUUGGUACUAAAACAAGAAAAAAAGACGCCACAAAUCAUUUUUUGAGGCUCAUAAAAAUGUUGUUUUGAGCCUGCCAUAUUUUACACUGUCAGACUCCAGUUUUUGCAGCAUAAUCAGCUCUUGUCAUGUGGACUAGUCAGACCAGUUGUCAUGUAGAUAUGCACAACUGCAGAUCUAAAAUAUGCUUGUCGAGGGUACAAUGGUCUAUAAUUUACGGUGCUGCUGCAAAUGUUUACUUGCCAUUUCGCUUCCUGUUUCAGUCAGCUGCACAAAAGCAACCAGCACUUGUGUCUAAUGUGUCCUUUGUAGGCUUUGUUUGAUGUAGUGACAGCUUAUUACCAUGCAUGUGUGCUGAGUUUGAAGCCCCUGCAGCCUUGGAUGGACGCCACCGUCAAAGGACAAGAGUCAGGCGGCCGGAUAAAACAACAGAGAUGUUGUUUUAGAGGAAGAGUGCAGUAGUUGGAGUGAUGAUCCUACUGUUUUAGGUAUUGACUGUAUGUAUAAAUGCUUAAAGCAGCUAUACCUUAAUGUAACACAUUGGUUUAUCGCAAAGGUUUACCAGUUUAAGACCUAAGGCGCCAAAACAGCUUGUUUAACUUGAAGAUCCUGUGAGGAAAUUUGGUUUGAGCCAAUUUGGCGUCCUCUAUGGACAAAAUGCUGUAACAGCAGUGUACAGUUAACCACUUUGUCGGAUAUCUACCCCUUUAUCACUGGUUUAAGGCAGACGGUCUUGUUUUAUAUUUUUAUGUCACAAAUGGAAAUUUUGUGAGGUCUCUGGCGGUCAAAGAAGUUUUGUUUUUAGAAUGAACUGUUGCUAGCUUUUUAGAUAUUGUAAAUAUUGAACAUGUUUAGAAUCUACUGUUUCAAGUCAGGGAGACUUCGAUCGUCUUCUGUGCAGAUCGGAGGAAAGAAAAUCAUUCUAGCACACCUCUCAUUACAGGAUCAUCUAUCAAGAUAAUCUUGUGAACCAUCCAGUAAUCAGGCCUUUGCUGACGUUUCUUCGAUGGGGGGAGUUGAGCCCAAAAUUGGCAUGUUCAAGAGGUUAUGGGGCCAAAAUACUUAAAGGCAGAUACAUCGAAGAUUUUGAUGUCAUUAAAAUCUUAGAUGUAAAUAUUCAAGAGCUAUGCAGCUAAAGAGACAAACUAAACUUGUUGACAUUUUAACGUUGAGAUUGGCUUUUAUUUGGAGGCCGGUGAAGGAACUACAGUUUACGGUAUUCUACUUUGAGCCUGGUUAUCCAGCCAUGGAGGUUUAUUUUAUGCUUUUUGCUACUUCCUUUAAUGCUGAUUUUGACUUCACUGACUUCACCCUGGUGGCAUUAUCAGCCUUUGUCUAAAGGGAAAGUCACAUUUUACAUGGACAUGUGUUGCAUGUCGUAGGAAACACUAUCACUCUCUGCUCAGCCGGUUCUGUUCAGCAUUCCACACUUAGUGAUUCACAGCUUUAUUGUGGUAGGCAGAAUAUUUCCCCUGUCUUUUUUUAAGUGCAGAUGAUUCUACAAAAACACUACAUGUGUCUGCAUGUGUGACAUAUGUGCAUGAUUCCACAUACCAAGGUUUGGCAGUGUGCAGUUUUGUGCGUGGCUCAGCAGUAAAUUGAAGUACACCACAUACUUGACUGAAGUGAUCUUUCAAACUCUAGAAAACAUCAUAUUUUUUCAGUAGCUUCAGUAGAUACCAAUUUGUAAAGACCCCAUCUGAUUCACAUUUUGAUCUGUGUGCCCCUCAGUCCUGUCAGUCCUACCAAGGAGGAUGGAGACACCUGGGAUGAAAACAAGAUCUGGCACAACAAGAAGGUGUCUCUCUACGCCACUGCGCCGCGGACGAAGGUCAGUUUAAAGUUGGCUCUUUUAAGAUAACCGCCAGUUGAACCUUUUUUAAAAAGCACUUUAGCGAGCACACGUGACUGCAUCUUGUGAUGGAGUUUAUGUGUUUUUAGGUAAAAUUGUUCCCCAGAGUUUCAUCCCCUUCAGGCUUGUGUAUUUAAAUCGAUCAUCCAGUUUUAUGGAGGGUGAUAUGGAUGGCUGUUUGUUUGUUUUUAAACUCUGCCUUAAGGUUAUUUGAGUUAGACAGGCAGUGUUUUACAGUCACACAUACGCUCAGUAUUCCUGCUAUUUCUGUUUUGUUACAAACAUUAAAUAUUUGAUCAACCUAAGAAUUUGUAACAUUGGACAAAAAUAGGAAAAUGAAAGUUUGAGAACUCAGCAUUAAACGGUAACUGUAUGUAUUUUAGCUGACAGAACAAUACACUACAGACUAAAUGACUUAUCAUGUGUUCGAUAGGAAACACAUGAGCACGAAAUACACAGAUCCUCCUGACUGUAUUAAGAACAAAACACUUUUGUUCCUGAAAAACAGGGAGAAAUUGUUGAACUGUUGUGACACCAGGACAGGUAAUUUUACGCGGGAGCCCCUCUGUCUGAUUAGCCUGGGGGGUGUCGCCAUAAGUGAGAAAAAGGCAAUUAUAAAAACUGAAAUAAAACUGAGGUUAGAUCUGUUGAAAUGUACAUAAAUCUUCUCUAUGCUGCGCCCUCAGUAACCACAGUAGGCGAGAGAAGCUCCUAUUAAUGAAAACAUUGCAGGCAGAACUAUAAAUCCAGCCAAUUGGGCUCCUGACAAAAACUACUAAAUCUUAUCUAUAUAGCUAGCAAUUAGAUUGAAAAAUAAGUUUACUUGACUUAUUGUGACUGUACAAACAUGCUAAAGAAGUCUGUCUAUACUGAGCAAGCUUAUUUCAGUGUCACUUUUAUUUAUUUAAAGGUAAGUUUAGGCUAAGUCUAUUUUUCUGUUGAUGUGCGACACUUGGAGAGACAUACAUUUCUGUCAUGCAAACUGUGUUUAGUCACUCUUGGCAUUGACAUUGACGGAUAAAAUGCAGGCUUUAAUUACAGGGGACUAUCAUGACCACAAUAAUAAGCAGAGAAAGUAUGUCAGCUAUUCUGACAGACUCGGCAUGGCUGAUUUCCAAAAUUGAAACUAGUUUUUUAGGUUACUGCUUUCAUUUGUGCUGAUGUUGCCCCCUUGUGGCGAAGCGGUGGCAUUUUCCUCAUCAGUUUAUGUCGCUGUCAUUGGAAAUCGAAUGUUUUCAGGCUAAAACUCUGAGUAUUCUCUUAACGGUACACCUUAAAAUUGGCACAAAUAUAGGUCAAAAUUCAUAGCCUCUGUGGUAUCUCAAAAAAAUAAAAGUUCUUGCACUGAAAUUAAUGGAUUCAUAGGUACGUUUUGAUAAGAUUAUAAAGUUUUACCUUCUCUCUUACCUAAAAUGUCUAAGCUUCUUUGGGAAAAAAACACUUUCCUACAAUUAUGACUGAAUUCAGGUAAAUUUGUUAUCUUAGGAACCCUGGGAAACACAAAUUAACUAGAUAUAUUUGUGUUCAGAAAAGAACAGCGACGCCAUGUAUGAUCAAAUGGUAGUCAAAACUCCUACCGAUGGUUUACAUUUAACUAUUUCUCUGAUCUCCAGUCGUCCUGUGGUGCUUUCUGUCCCAUCCACUAUAAAAAUAUUUUUUUGCUGUCAAGUCUUUUAAAUAAUUUAAACUUCUUUUGUUGGAUCGAAAAGUGAAAAAUCAGACAAGGAAAAAUCUAAAGAGACAGUGAGGACUUUGCUGCUCAGCCUCUGUAACAUUUUGUGGGAAACACUGAUGGGUGUUGAGUGAAAUUCGCCUCAUUUACAAAGCCAUACAGCUGCAAGGUGUCUGUCUAAAUUAGCAUUUAUUCCUGGAUUCUGGUAUGCAAAUAUUUGUGAAACAGUCUUAAACACCUAAUCAAUCAUUAUUUUAGGACAACACAGAUGUUUAUCUCAGGAUGUAUCGAUGAAGCAUCUUUAAUAUCUUGGUUGUUUGGGGUAAAACAGGACAAUGUUCGGACAAAAAAAUAAAUAUUGCUAUGUUAAUUUGUUUAUGAUUGGUCGAAAAAACUCUCAUUACGCUUAUAAGAAGCCACAUUUACCUGACAAGUCCAGAUAAAAAUCUAAUUUCAAGAUAUAACAAGCUAAAAUAAGGACUUCAGUGAUUGUGAAGAGUUAGAACAGAUGCUUAUGCAGGAAGGAAAAUGAUCGAUAGAUAGAUAGACUUUAUUGAUCCCAAACUGGGAAAUUCUCUAUUAAUUCUCUUCUUUACUCAAUAAAACAAAGAAUAUCUUACUUUUAGGUCGUAGUAUCUUGAAAUAAGAUCAAAAUCUGGAUUUUUUAGGUCACUGUGUCUUCAGUAGGUUCAAUAAGACGUUAAAGGACAAAUACGAGGUUCAGGUUUUUUUUUACAGCGUAAUGACUGUGGGAACAAUGUCAAAGGCAUGAUUUAACAAGUUCAAGUUCAAACUCACAAUCUAAUUUUUGCCUUUAAAAAUCUGUUUCCCCCUCCCAUUCAGUCAGUCGUCUUCGUGGAAUACCAUAAAUCACCCCGGCUGAGAAACAGAAAAACUCAAACUCUUGUUUUCCGUUGGUGAGCGUCUCGGACAUAUUGUUUUUCAGGUCCUGGUGUUCUCUUUGCAUCUUUGAGAACAGGGUCAGAAACAUGUCUGAGCAAGAUUAUUCCUGGGGGGGGAAACUUAAUGUUUGGUGGGUGAUGGGAAAAACCGCCCCAGAUGAGGGGGAUUCAACGGUUUCUACAUUCCAUCUCUGUGGUUCAAUCGUCCUUGUACCUCCCUGCAGGGUCUAGCUUGAAGCACUGUGACCAUCCUUCACCUUCUCCCCCCCUUUCAGACCAUAAUGACACAAAAAAAACCUUUAUAACUCCUGUUAUAAUCCAGAGUCAUGUCUCUGUACCAACAUGGAGAGACUAAAGACUGCUGGUUUCUGCGACAUGUUGUCCAAGUCCUCUCUAGAGGGCACCAGACCUUCAGAAAGAACAAACUAAACACAGUAAGCUUGUAAACUGUGUGAUCACAUACUCAAGUAAAUGCAUGAAAGACUCCUUAUUCUUUCCAGAAGGGGGCGUUAGAGAUUUACAGAACAGCAGCAUUGUACCGAGGAUGAAUCAUGAUCUUGCCUCAGACCUGUUGAACGGAUAGCAUGUGGAAAACAAACAAUCAAAUUGUACCUAUUAGUGAUUUUUUUGUAAGUAUUUUGCAGAAGCUACUUAGUUUACAGCUUACAUUUCUGGUGAUGAAGCAGUAAAGGAGAGUUUGCAUGAUAAAGUGUCUCAGCUCAUGUGUCAGUCAUCAUUUACACCAGAGGGGUUUCACACUUAAAAAUAAAAUAAGUAUGUUGUUUUGCAACAAUUUUUAAGAAUUGGAGUGAAAAAAGUUCAGAUGCACAAGAACUCUAGCAGCUAAAGGGUGCAUUACACUGCCUUUAUAUGGCCUUAGGUAAACUGUUUUAGAUUAGACUUGAUUAGAUUCAACGUCAUUGUCAUUGAACACAGUACAAGUACAGGAACAACAAAAUGCAGUUUAGCAUCUAACCAGAAGUGCAAGGUAGUAAAGUGCAAGGUAUGUACAUAUGGGUAGUGCAGGUAUGAACUGAAUAUACUAUAUAUAUGUGCAAUGAAUAUGCUAAAAAUAUAUACAGGGUGUUGGUUACUGCAGGUAUGAAUAGGCUAUACAAAAAAAAAAAAUCUAAUUAUGUACAUUAUCUAUAUAUACAGAGUAUACUGAUUAGUGCAGGUGUGAAAAAGAGAAAAUGCUAUUAAACAGUGGGUGCGUUGAAGAAUAUAAACAGUAUGAUACUCAGGAGUAUGAGUAGGAAUAUCUACAGUUAUUAAUAGUUGGAUAAAAUAUGUAUAUACAGCGGAGUGUGAUGCUGUAGAACUGUAUGUACAUUUCUUGGUCAGGUUGACUCCCAACAAGGAAUGCCACCACCUUUUUUAACAAUUAACUUGAGAAAAUACCUUCUCAUCUCAGAUCAGGUGCUAUAUUGGUUGAGAUCCUAGUUGUCUCACUUUCAAAGGUGUGGGGUCCCACAGGGGUCUGUCCUUGACACAUUGCUGUGUUCACUUGGCAUGAAACUGUGUUGCUUUGGGAUCAAUUUCCACUUUUAUGCUGAUGAUUUACAGUUAUGUAUAAAGAAAUAUAAAAUAAAGAAUAUGAAGAAAUGUACAUUUUUGGUUGUAGCUGUUUAUUUCCUCCAUCCCUGGUUAAGUUUGUGUUUUUAUACUUUGGCAUCAUCUUUAUCUGGACUAAAUAAGUUUCUUACUCAGCAGAGUCAUCCACCCACUAAAGACUCUGCUUGGUUUGUUGUUUUUGCUUCUUCUCAUACCUUUAAAACUAUCCAUCACAGGAGGAGGAAUUUGCACGGACACACCCUGUUAAAAACCUGGCACUGACUGACUGACAGCCUGACAGGCAGACGGCGUUCAGUUGUCCUCUGUUAUUACAUCAAAAAAAAAUAAAACAAACAUUAUCACCGGAAAACAUCGCCUCUUUAUCUUUUCUAUCAGGGUUUGCCUUCAUGAGCACACUUUGAUGUUUCCUAUUCUUGAAAUAUCUGAUAAGGAAACAUCUUGAUCAUAACAGAUUCACUUUUUGAAUGUGCAGAAUUAAAAAUUUGUUUGAUUAGUUUGAAAAAAAAAAAAGUGGGGCCAAAUUUUGUACUUAAACCAAAAAGACACUUUGCACCUCCACAUUUACAUGGUGAUGCACUGUUAUCUCAAAAGCUGCAGAUUGUACUUGCUUCUAAAACCCUGAUUUUCUGCAGUUUUACACAUGAAAACUGAUAAAAACAUGAAUGAAUUUUAUCUUUUCCAAGUAAGAAGGGUAUCUGAGCCAGCAGCCACCUGAUUUAUCAGAUCAUGUUUGACUCGUCUCUCACUUUUUCAGGGUGGAGCAGCUUGUACUGCUUGGAAUGAAGUUGGGUGUCAACUCUUAAACUUGUUUAUAAUGCCUGAAAUAAUUUUUCCUUAUGCAAUAUCCUCAUUCUUACCUUUUUAAUGAUGGAGUCUUCUUGUGAAUCCUUGGCAAGGGCUUCAAAUGGUUGAGUUUGUUUUAAUCAGUAAAUCCAGUCAGGGGUCGAGUUUGAAAGACCCAGACACUGAAAAUGACACUGAUAUACAGCAAGCCAUUUCAGUAAUUAAAAUGUAAGAUAGACCCCCAGAACUUUAAAUGAUUUGGUCAUUUCAAUAUGAGUGAAUAUCCAUUUAUUUCUCCCUUUUCUCUCUUUUUAUCUCAGGGCAAAGAGCUCAGCUACUCGGACAUGGACCUCCGCAAGCCCAAAAGGUUUUCCACCUUUAAUUUUGGUCUCAGAAAGAAAAAGAAGAAACCUGAAGAGAACCUCUCUAAGAGCGCUUUUGGCCUUCACAGCACAGGAAUCGAAGAGCUGGAGGAGGUAACUCUGGUCCUUUUCAGUAUUAACUUGUUUAUUUCAGACAUUUACCUUGUCUAAAAUGGCUCUACAACUUUCACAGUUAGCAAACAUCCAGCGGCUAAAGAGCCCGAAAUUUCCCUCAGGGUUUGUAGAAACCAAAAACAGACCUAUUAGAGAGUCAAUAUUUGACCUACAAUUACCAGGUGACUGAAAGCUUGUCCCCAUAUAACGAUAAAUCCAUCAGAACAGCUGGUGCUGUUUGCUGACAUGUUUGCUAAUUAGCUAAUAAAGACUGGUGUGAAUGUUAUGGGAGUUAAACAUGGCCAAGGGAGACUUUUUCAACAGGUGAGGGAACUUUUGAAACAGCAUAGGUGAUGUUUAACAACCUUCAGGGUUUAACAACUUGACCAGGGAUACUAACUAAAGCUAGCUACAGAAGAAUACUGUGUUUACUUAAGAAAAAAAUAAAAUGUUUUUAUACAUUUAUGAAAAGUUGUCUCAGAAUUAAAAGAUAUCGUCAAUAAAAAAAAAUAUAUAUUUUUUUUAAAUGGAGAUUACCUCGUUAAUUUCUAAAAAAGGGGACAUUUUUUAAUACCAAAAUUUCAUUUCUGUAAAUAAAUUAGAUAAUUAUGUCAGAACUUGUUAGUUCUGAGUUGAUCAGAUAUUUAAUUUUUUCAGGAUUAUGAGAAAAUUUUUCUUUAAUUUUGUUUAAAUUAUAAAAUAUAUAUUUUUUUAAUUAUAAGAAAAUAUCUGGUUGAUUAAAAAAAAAAAAAAACAAGUUUGGACAUCUUUUUUUUGUUUGAAAAAUCAAAUUUGUUUUUAUUUAUUUAAAAAAAUGUUUUUGGGAUAAUUUUGUAUUAAUUAAAAAACAAACAAACAAACAAAAAAAAUUCCAAGAUACCUAUCUCGUUCAUUUAAAAAGAAUCUAAUACGCUGCUGUGGGCAAGCAUUUGUAUGUCUGAAAAUAAUUUGGACUCAUUUAAGUUCAAUAACUGUUAAUUAGUUGAUAUCAAAUGAGUGAAACUGUAAUUGAUCUUCCUCCAGCCUUCUCCAGAUCUCGGUCAGAUGGAGACACAAGCUGUGGCAAAGCAAAUCAGCAUGUCUCAACCAGAGCUGAACUCCAAGAAGAAAUUUGACAUCCCCUCUCCUCCCCCUGUGGCCACAAACCAGUCAGAGUCACAAUUCCCCAUCCCCGAACCACUGCAGUCGUCACCUGUGACAAACGGCCAACCAGAGGCGAAGCAGGCUCUGACCAAUGGCGGCAGUGUUCUCGAUGUGCACGCCGAACCGCUGAGGGCACCGCUUGCCUCCAUGCCUGAGCUGCAGCUGGAAAAUCUCGACCUGUUAGAGGAGAAAGAGAAUAUACCUGUUAAUAAUCACACACCUAAAAGUGACUCCAACUCACCUGCCCUCAUGACUCAGACAGAAAACACCCCUGCUGUUGAUAAGCAGACUGCACCAACCCUUCACACCAGCCCGCCUCCAGUUUUGCUUGACUCAGAGCUCAAGGCGGCAGUUGUUGAUUUAGUCUCUGCAAGCAACGGCCUAGAUGACAAUGGCGCUCUGCAGCACACUAAACCAGGUGACUCUGUCCACCAAGAAGUCGCAGUUCCUGUUAAUGAGAUAUGCGUCUCUGAGACGAUCAGGAGUGUCACUGCAACUUCAGCCGUUUGCUCUGAAAACAUCCCCCCUCCUGCCAAUCAAAAUGAAGUUUACGGGGCGUUGUAUGACUCGCUUUUCCCCCAGAGUUUUACCUCCGAGGUCAUGUCAUCCCUCCAAAACCCGCAACCUCAAACCCGUACGGAGAUACGUCUCAGCACCACAUCCGAACAUGUCCUGGUGAAAAGCUUCGAUGAAAGAAACGUGAUGUGCUCCAAUAGUUAUUCAGUCUCCUACUCAGAGCUGAAAUCAGACAGCACUCACCUCAUUCAAGCUUCUGCCCCUCCUGCCUCCGAUUAUGUCACAUCCCAGGGGACGGAUACUCAGGUUACAGACCCCAAACGGAGAGCGAUCCUGGUCAAAGAGUUAGUCACAGAUGAGACAAGCUCUAAUCCUGUCCGAGCCUCUCCCGGGCUUGAAAAAAUGGAUUUAGGAAAGGACCUUGAAAUAAAAAUGGAAACGACAAAAACCCUUUGUAAUGCUUCCUCUGGACACUUGAGUGCUUACGAAGAGCUUUUGAGUCCAACACAUUGUAGCGUGGGAUCAGAUGACGGUAGUGCCGUAGAGAUCUACUACAGCGCAGAAGAGGACAACAUGCAGGACAGCGGGGAUGAAAGAGUAGAAGUUAGCAAGACGGUGAAAGAGGUUGUCGAAGUGCUUGCGGCGUCUCCACAGCAGAAGGAAAUAACAGAAACAGAUUCAAGCAAGAGGGAUGAGGAGAUAACGCGGGUUGUGAUUGUGAAAGUGAAAAAUGAGAGAAGCAAUGAGGAUGUCAGCAGUCCGACCGAAGUUUAUCAACAAUGUUCAGAAACCUGGACGACUGAUGCAAAGACUCAAGAGAAAGAAGUAACAGUGACAACCUUCACAGAGGUGCUGAGUGAGGACAUUUCCAAGCAAUGUGAGAUUGAAGAAAGGAAGCUGAGCCAGACAGAUGAGGGAGGACCAAGAGUGGUUAUCGUCAAAACGCGGGAAACCAAUGACCAAGAGAGUGAAGUUAUCAGCAGCAAAACUGAGGUGUACCAUCAGAUAUUAGAAACCCAGACAUUGGGGUCUCUUAAGAAUGAUGAUGCCAAGAUUCAGGAGAAAGUAGAAGAGACGACGACCAUCACAGAGGUAGCAAAAGAGUUGGUGGAGUACGUUGGGUUGGGUGAGGAGAUCCUGAAGCAGGAUGACAUCGCAGAAAGAAAACUAAGCCAGACCGAAGAGGGAGGACAACGGGUGGUCAUUAUCAAAAUGCACAGUGUAGAAAGCUCGGACGAAACCAAGGAUGAUAACCUGAGUCGAUCUGAGGUGUAUCAACAGAUUUUGGAAACCGAGGUAGUUGAGACUCAUAAAGACAAUGACGAAACGAUUGCGGAGAAAGAAAUAGUAAGUGAAGUGUUCCCAGAGGUGGAAGAGUUUGUCGGGUUGAUUGAAGAGAAAGUGGAGGAGAGACAUUCAAGCCAGUCGGACGAGGGAGGACAAAGGGUGGUCAUUAUCAAAAUGCACAGCGUAGAAAGCUCUGACGAAAAGAACGAGGAAACUAUCAGCAGAACUGAGGUGUAUCAGCAGGUUGUUGAAACUCAGGUGGUUGAGACUCUUAUAAGCAAUGAAACGAGGGUUGAGGAGAAAGAAAAUGCAGCUGAAGUACUUCCAGAGGUGAAAGAAGUUGUGGAGCUGCUUGACGAACUGCAAAAACAGGAGGAUACUGCAGAAAGACACUCAAGCCAGUCGGAUGAAGGAGGACAAAGGGUGGUCAUCAUUAAAAUGCACAGUGUAGAAAGCUCUGACGAAAAGAACGAGGAAACUAUCAGCAGAACUGAAGUGUAUCAACAGGUCGUGGAAACCCAGGUGAUUGAGACUCUUGAAAGCAACGAAACGAGGAUUGAGAAAAAAGAAACCGCAACCGAGGUGCUUCCAGAAGUGGUAGAGGAGGUCAAAGAGUUGGUCGAGUACAUUGGGUUGCCUGAGGAAGAAACACCAAUAGAGGGAGGACAACGGGUUCUGAUUGUCAAAAUGCAGAGUGUUGAAAGCAAUGAUGAAAAGAACGAGGAUACCAGCAGCCAAACAGAGGUGGAGCAGCUUCUGAGAGGUCAGAAUUUGGAAACUUUGGCGACUGAAAUCCUUCAAGACGAUGUCACGAAUAUUCAGGAAAAAGAAACCGCAACAGAAGCGUCCCCAGAGGUGGUGAAAGAAGUUGUCCAGCUGCUUGAUGAGAUCUCAACGCAAAAAGAGAUUGCAGAAAAAGAGGUCAAGAGAGAUGAGGAUGAAAUAAGGGUGGUUAUUAUCCAAACCGAAAACAAGGGAGGGGAUAAAGACACGACAGAGGUCAUCGUCACCCAAACUGAAGAACUGCAACAGCUGAAAGACGAGAGUCCAGUGACCAUGACGUCUGAAACUCAUGAAAUUGUAGAAGAAGUGAAAGAGCUGAUAGAGAACAUUGGACAAGAGGAAAUCAUAGAAAAAGAAGCGAACAAGAGAGAUGAGGGAAUCAUUGAGAAGGUAGAAAGAGUCCUUGUCCGAACAGAAGUUAUACAACACGAAACACCUGCUCUUGAGAAAGAAGAAGCAGCUGCAACUAUUCGAGAUGUGGAAGAGGUGAAACAAGUCGUUGAGCUGCUUGAGGAACUCUCAGAACAAGGGGAGAUCACAGAAAAAGACAUGAGCAAUAAAGUUGAGGAGAAGAAGGAAGUCCUGAAUCAAACGGUGGUGACACACGUGAAACUCCAGAGUUCAGAAACCGUGACGACUCAGGAGAAAGAAGCUGCAGUUACAGUGUCACCUGAUGCUGCAGAGGAAGUGAAGCAGGUUGUAGAGCUCGUAGAGGAGCUAGAGGAGAUGGUAGAAGCGAAGAAAGAGGAAACUAGCGCCCAAGAUGAAGUACAGCGACUCCAGAGUUCAGAAGUCAGGACAAUCCAGUCCAUUGAAAGUAAUGAAACUAAGAUUCAGGUGGAAAAAAUAGCACCUACAGCAACGCCACUGGUGGAAGAAAAGGGACAGGAGGAGUUACUGGCCACACCGGUUGGGCAGGUGAAAACUCUGGUGGUAUGCGACUUUGCUCCACCCUCCAGUGAGCCACAUGGCCCGAGGGAGGGGUCUGAGGGAAACCUGACCAAGGAAUUUGAAACAGAAGACCACCUUGAUGCAGAGCAGCAACUCCCAAGCCGGGAGACACAAUAUCCGGCCGACAAAGAAAUAAGCAGCUCCGAAGACAUUCACGCUGCCUCGGGUAACACAAGAACAGCAGAAGUCGAGAUCACACCCUUAUUUAGAGAGGCAGCCGAGCAAGUUUCCCUCCUCGAAGAAGCAAACAAGCAAGUAGAAGUGAGCGCAGAGACCAGCAGCACCACAACAACAAGUGCAGUCACAGAUACUCCUGCUGUAGAGGAGGUUGUCACAGUCGCUUUGACGGUGCUGCAAUCAGAUGCCACAGAGAUUGAGCACAAUAGGGCUCCGCAGGCUGAGACUGAGUGGGCGGAUAAAGUUACUCAGAGCUCAGAAGGAACCAGGACAGUGCAAGAACAGGUGGUGGUCGAGCUGUCAGCCCUGAUCGAAGACACGCACCUUCAACCAGCAGAAACUACAACCGGCUUGAAUGAAGGGUGAGUGUCAAGUCUUUUGGCCUUUUUUAAAGUCCUUUCAUGUUCUUGUAAGUCUUUUAAGUUUGUUUAUAAAUUUUUUAAGUUUGAUCUUUUUUUUAAUCUUUGAUAUUUAUAAAUUUUUGAUCUUUUGUAAGUCUGAUCUUGCAGGUGUGAAUUAAUAUGUAUAUGUAUGGAUUAACAGGCUCUUUGAAAUAGUGUUUAACUUGUGGAUGAUGCUGACUAAUUUCACUUAAAAGACACUUAAAGUGAAAGGGCAGCUGUUGAGUAAUUUUAAAAAAUUGUCAGGGUGUCAUUUAGGAAAUUGAGUCUUUGUUUUACUUGGCUAGUUUGCACCACAUGUUGCCUCAGGGGUGUGUUUGACACCUGAAUUAGCGCUGAUGUCUUGCCUGUCAUUUGUGCAGCCAAGAUGACGGAUUUCUUUCCUUUCCUUUUUUUUUUCCCGCUGGAUAACAAUAACUUCACUGUCUGACUUUGUGGUGAUAAAAUGUGGUUGCCAAACACUUUCUCUGAUAAAAAAGCCAACGCUCUGAGCUGUCUUAUUUACCAACAAAGAUGUCUGCAUACCUGGGAAGUUUUGAGCACACCCUUUUGUACUCGCGAUGUGCCACAUGUUGAGUGAUGUAGUCAAAGAUCAGUGGAUGUUUUGAGCUUCAUUAUCGCAUGCCUUUGUUUAAUCAAUCUGCAGCUGGAAAAUAAUCAUUUUCUGUCAAUCAUUUUGAUGUUUCGUUGCAUCAAUAUAAAGUCCUUUGAGUUUCUGGUAUGUGUGGAUGUACUCAGAUGGCAUGCUGCUUAACUUAGCAUAGAAAUGGAUUUGCUUUAGGUGUUCUGAAAUGGUUUUUAAUGAAGGUAGGGAGUGUUGCAUAUCUUUUGGCAGCUAAAAGAGUUUAAAUCAACCAUAUCUGCUCUUUUGUCUCAAAGAAGCACCAUCUCAAGCUUCUCCACAAUGGUUUUAUAUCCAUGGUUUCUGUUUCCCUGCAGCUUUCUCCUGCAAACAUAUAUCAGUCAACUCACAAUUUUUAGCUCUCAACAGAGACAUAGUUUGACUCCUUGGGUUCAGAGUGAUUCCCUUUUUCAUGAAGCAGAGCGAUGUACAUUUCACAUAUAUGCUGUUAGCAAAGUGAAGAAUAAUCCUCUGAAACCUGUAGCGCAGGCUUACAUGCCAGGAGGCUCAUGUGCCUACUAAAAACAUCCACGGUGUCACAAAGUUUGGAUUUGGCAGAAUUAUCUGACGCUGGCCGUUUACCAAGCAUUUUAAUGAGACUUAAAGUGAAGCGCAAGGAAAUUUGUGCAGAAGUUUGAGGCUGUGACUCACUUCAAAAUGCAAAGAAAGUCUUAAGUCUUCCUCUGCUUGGAAAAAACAGAUUUGAAUCAUCGUAAAUGUUUGCAAAAUGUCAGAUUCAGUGUAGAAAUCACUGACAGGCUGCUUUUUAGUGCCAGUCAAACAUACGGUUAAGUCUGCAUGACUUCUUAUUUAUUUAAAGUCUUACGUCUAGGAACGUGAAUGCUGCACUAUCUUGAUCUUGUGUCCUCAACGCCACGAGAUGGCAGCAAAGACUUGUCUUCAUGUGAGUGAAAGUUCAUGGCUAAAGCUCUGCCAAGUAAAGCUUACACCCAGAUGACAGAUAAAUGGUAGAUAAGUAAAAGUUCAUUCAUUUUAUUUUGAUUUAUUUACUAUUUUCCCAAUUCCAACUUCCGUUUCUGGCUUGAAAUACAUGCAGUGUGUUUCGUCUACUUUCUCUACUUCUAUCACAUUUUUAAGGAUGCUCUCUGGGUGGUAAAAAACACAGGCUGAGUUUGUGUAUCAUCACCUUUUAUUGGUAUUUUUUUUCUUUCAUCAUGUGUCGACACACACAGGCUGUGUCCUCCUACACCUAAAACAACAUAGUUCCAGUUAAACAGGCAUGCUGAUGAUCACUGAGAGAUAAGGCGUUUAAAGCUGCCCCGCCAGUCUUACAGGACGCCCAGUAGCAAUGUCCUCAGGAGUGAAAGACAGGGAGUCCCACCCACUCCAAAGGGUCAAGCAGUAAAAAAGAAAAUACUUAACUUACCAUUUAAAUCUGCUUUUACUUCUAUUUACUCAGCGAAAACACUUUUAACACCCACCAGAUCAUAAACGCUCAUUUUCGUUCAGUAACUCAAAGAAGUCAGAAGAACCACAAAUUCAAGCGACUGUUUAUUCUGAAGUGUUGACAAGUGUGGAAAUAUUUGUGGUAGGAGGACAUAUAAAGCCAGUUGAGCCACUUGUAGGUCUGAGCAGCAUCCUUUUGUUUUCCUUUCAUGUGUGGCUGCCUGCCUGUCGUCUCACGGCUUACCUGACACUCAGGUGGAAUGACAAACUUGUGGAGAAUUUCCACAGUUGAAAAUCCCCUUUGGUGAACAAAGCAUGUCGAGGUUAGAGGUAAAACUUGACCUAAAAUGCUCUCUAUCACACUUUUUAACACCUCUUAUGAAUCAGAUAACCGAAAAUAUGAAAGUCUCAAAAGUGAUGCAGGAAGAAAGUCGCUAUUUUAUCAGCUGGAGACUUUAUUUUGGUUGUUGAUAUUAAAGGCACUAUAAGGAGUUUUAAUGUUUAAUGCUUUGGACAAAUUUGCAAGUCUUUUUUCUGGGAUGAAGACUACAUUACCCAUGAGCAUCAUCUGCCAUAAAAGAGGCUCUUGAGAGCGUAAACACUUGUUGUAGAAGCAAAUGAGAAGAAUAAAGAUCUAUUAAAAUGAUUGUAUCUGUGUAGAAAUUGUAGCUUUAAUUUAACAAUAACAAAAAACAUUUAAAACUCUAGUUUAUUACCAGUCGUUGAUAUGUGCUCUAGUCUUUUAGUAAAUGUCUUAAAACCUGAAUAUGAACCCAGUUGAGUUUUUAUUUGAUCUUUAAAGAGCAGUCAAGUGUUCACACGCUUGCAGAAUUCGAUUGUAAAGUUCCUCCAUAUCCCAUAAAAUAAUGUUACGACAGAGAACUUGUCGUUAUGCUAAUUCUGUUUCAGUAUCAGCCAUGAAUACAAAACAUUGUACACAAAAAUAUUAUCUAAAAAAACAAUUUUCUUGUUGAAUGACUUGAAUUACAAAAAAUUUAGAGCAAAAAAAUAAGCUUUCUUUAUACUGUUAAUCUACUUUAUUAUGUAGGCCAUGAGGAGUAAUUGAAUGCUCUGUCUUAGUGGGCUGACCUCUUAAUUCAGUGGCACAGUUAAAUACAAUAGCAGUGAUCUCUUCUUGGCUGUAGUUACUUUAACGCUUAGUCUAUAUGUAAACUGUACUUGAAGAGUCGACUUUAAUCUCAGUAAAGCUGCAGGGCUUGUACAGUUUGACAGGCAGACGGAUGGUACUAGUCAGACUUCUGUACACUCUGUAAGCCAUUGUUUAAUCCAGUUCUAAUUUUGCAGAAGACUAAAUAUUAAAAAAAAAAAAAGAUGCACUCACUGAUAGAUCUUUUUAUGAAUGAUACCAGUUUUAUUCAGCAUUGUCUGCAGAACUUGUUUUCACGUGAGGUAGGAUGCUUUCUAACUUCCUUGACCAGUCUAUUCAAGAGAACUCUUCCUGGCAAGGAUUCAAAACCAAUAUUUUCAGACGCUCCACCCUGCACGCUCUGUUAGCCGCCUCGGUCAAAUGUUUUAAGCUCUUUGUUUAAAGUCUUUCUUUAGCAGCCUUUCUCCUCGUUACCUGGAAAAAGUUAAACAUCCGAAGCAUCCAGCUUGUACCUUCUGUUUUGCACAUUUUUAACAUAGGUGCUUUGAAACUGGAGAAAUACUUUGUGGAUGAGGUUUCUUCUGCCUCAUUACAGCUUUUCUACAAGAGACAAUGGUUAUUUGCUUCUGAGAAGGGUUAAAUAUUUACUGAGAAAUUACAUGAGAGCAGAUGGUUACUGUGUGAUCAGGUGAGCUCCAAAACUAGACCGGAUAGAGAACUGUUGAAGACACAACGUUAAUACACACUUGCAGGUUUUUUAAAUUUGCAUUGCUCAUGUUCCCAAUCCCACACUGGGACUCCUUGUACUGGAACACAAAAACUGGUAGCCUUGUGUGUACUCCAGCAUGUAUGCAUGUGUGCGUAGGUGUGUCUGUAACAACGUCCUUGUACCUGAAGUGCAUUUCUCAUUACUCCAUAUGAGUUUUGAAGCGUAAGCCCCCGUCUGUCUCAUUAUGUCUGAUGUGACACGACUUGCAUGUUUAUGUCUGAAGUUUAAGAGCAGGUUUAGGAAAGCUGCCAAGAUUUGUGGUUACCCUCGGGGAAAGGUGUGCUUGAGGAGUGUGAAUGUACUCACAUUGUCCCAGCAGGAGUUCUUGAACACCGAGGUGAAUGGGGGGAACAACUAAUCUGCAGUUUAAAGGGUGACAUGUCCUCAAAAGAUCAAAAAAGAUAAGAUGCAAUUACAACAAAGUCUCUCACAAACUAUUGGAUAUCUUGGUUGAAAAAGCUGAGAUUUCAUUUAUUAUUCAUACGUUCCAAUGUUUCAAUCAUAAACUUUAUCCUCUAUCAUGAAUUAAAGCUCCUGUGAAGAACUUUACAUUGAAGCCUAUAAUGUCCCCGUCCUUGUUGAAGUAGUUACCCCUGACAAAAUCUCAUCCUGCUGAGUUUUGGCAGACACGUUUGUCAUUCAUUGUGAACGUUUUAUGUGUAAAUUGUAAAAAACAAGUUUGUUUCUCCAGCUGCUCGGCUGACACCUACCCCCUGGCCCUGGUUUCAGGCAUGAAAAAUUACUAGAAAAAGCCAUCAAUCUUGUCACCGAGGGCUUUGUUUGCAUUUGGAUAUCACGCAAAUGCACUUAUGUGAAUUUCAGAAUAUCUUGUAAAUGUCAAAAACUCCUUAUAGGAGAUUUAAGGAGAACCACACUCUACUUUUCAACAAUCAGCUCUUUUUAUUCCGUCUUAGUCUUACAUUUAAUACUUGCACAGUUAAAGCUCCUAUAAGCGGUUUUUGAACAAUCAUAGAAGAGAGUCAAAUUAAUAUUAAUGCUUCUAUACGAGCCAUAAGAGCUGACGACACCAUCAGAGAGAUGAUGGAUUAUUUCUAUACAGUCAUCAUUUGAGGUCUCAAACAGCUGCUGCAGGGUAGGUGUCAGAUCAAAUCAAUCACUGCAGAAAAACCCCUCUCUCUUUUUUUUCAUUUUCCAUAGCCAAGAUCCAUACUGUCUCUUACAGUUAGAUGUUUAAAAGUCUUUUUUUGUCAGAUUCACGUGUACAGGACAAAAUAAUAAAAGAGAGAGGCUACACUUUUUGUCCACAGGGGGCGCCAAAAUCCACUAAUUCAAAAAGUUCCUCACAGGAAUUUUAAAAGUCACAGCUCCAGAUUGUGAUAUCAACAUUCGUUUCUACAUUUUUAUCAAAUGCUUAGCUUUAGAAGUGUUUUGUCAGCAUUUUUUAACUUUAUUUCACUUUUUUCAUCUCAUUAGAGAACAAAAACUGUGUCCGAUUGUGACCUUUUGAGGUUAUUUUUCAACAAAUGGUAUUAUGUGCCUCAGCAGGGAAAUUAUCUUCCUUCAUGACCUAUAAAAUAAUCCAACUGGAGCUCCACACUCGUGUAUCUCACCACAUUUUGAAAAAUAAGGCGUGAUUUCACUCACUCUGCCAAAUAGUUCCGGGGUCUAAUGUCAGAUAUAAUGACAGGGGCUGACUCACUGUGUGCUCGCUUAUAUAAUGUAAUGAUCUUUUUUAUCCUUCAUUCACCCACACAGUCGGUAAGAAUAAAGAGCAGUUUACCAUAAAUGACAGAGUCUAUAAUCAAACCACUCCUAAAAACUUUCCAGUUUAUGAGAGAAAAACUGUUAAAUGUCAGAGGACUCUUCUCAUGCAGAUAAACUCAAAGUUGUUGUGCAAACUUUUUAAAGUUCAUUGAGAGUUUGAGAGAUUUUAAAGAUUUUAUUUGUGAAAAUAUGUUAAGCCUGCAUGGUUUACAUACAGAAAAAGUUUGUAGAUCAUAUGGAUACCAUAUUUAAUCAUUCUGUCAAGCCAGUUUAUGAACAUUUAUUAUCGUUGGUGCAAUAAGGGAAAAAAAAAGUAGGGCUCACAUUUCACUCCUGCUAAGACUGAGAGUUUCCAAGAUUAAAUUCCUCAUGAUUUCUUCACCUCAACAAACCAGAACUGCUGCUGGGAAAGAAACCAAUUUAAUGAUGCGACUUAAACAGUUUAACUUUAAAGAUUUAAGAGAAUGUUUUUCUCAUACAGAGCUGUUUCAUUUCUUUAAGGGAGAAAAAAAUAAAGAUUAAAAAGGCAACAGGCUUCUUACUGUAAACCAAAUCCGCUACUUAUCAAGACUUAUUUCUCAUAAUAUUAUGACUUUACCAAGACUUUAUUUUUUUUCUAACAAUAUGACCUUAAUCUUGUCACUUUAUGACUUGGUUUUCAAAAUACUUUUUUAGUAAGAAUAUUAUUGUUAUUACUAUUUUACCAAGACUUUAUUCUUGCCAGAUAAUUAUGUAAUAAGAUUUUUUAAAUACUUUUUUAUGUAGUUAUUACACUCUCAAAAACGUCAAAGUCAAGAAAAAAGUAGCUGCCUCAGAUUUUAAAAGUAAAGAUAAUAACAAAAUGCCAAUUACAUGCACUACCUUGUACUUCCAGCAGGGGGUGAGUCCAAAUUGAGUGCGAACCAGUCUAAACAAAGUCAGUUUUAACUCUUUUAUCAGAUUUAACUCUUUUAGUACUUGAAUUUAUACAUCACUGUAACAUUUUAAAAAUUACCCAGUAGGUUCAAUCACUUGUUGUAAAUUCUCUGCAAGAUUAUUAUGAUUUUAAUUUUUGAAUUACGCCCCUAACAAGAGUAGAAUAACACAUCAAACAAGUAUUUGAUCCAAAAUCUGCACUUGUAGGUCCUCAGAAAAGACAAAGCUGCAAAAAAUGCCGAACUCAGAGUUUUAAAACACUUGAAGAAGUGCGACUCAACCAGAUCACAUCAAACUCUUACAUGCAAACUAUGCCCUAAAAAUUCCCAGGCUGUGAAAAACAGAACAACAUGUAAAAAUUCUGCGAAUCGCCCCUUUAAAAUAUGUGCCUGAGGUAGUAAUUCCAAAUACCUUUCCCCUUGUUUGAAUAUGUUGUUUGUAUUCUUAUUAUAAUCAUGAUAAUCUUGCUGUUGUUGCAUAAACUGCAGAGAUUUAUUUAAAAUACGAAACUAUCGGCUUUGAAAUCAAACUCUCGUUAAAAAAGUGACACAGAAAAAUGUGAAAGCUGUAACUUAUAGACGCUAUCUGAUAUCUCUUUGCUGUUUGUCUGCUGGUGUGUGUGUGUUUAAUGAGGCCCCCACUGGAAAAGAAAACACACGUGUUGACUUAAAGUUACCCUGAAUCGUCAGCUGACUGUGUUCGGCUUAUUUGCACACAUCCUCCGAGCGCAGACCUGUCCCUGCUUUCUGUUUAUGACUUGUUUGUGCACGGGGCUGAUCCAGCUGAAACUUUUGCCUCAUUUCUGCUCUGAGUCUCCAAAAUGGCUGACAUGCCUUUGAACCUUUUAAUAACUUCAGUUUAGAUAGGAAAAUUAUCAGAUUGCCUUUUUAUGAUGAUCAAACAUGAAGAGUCAUGAUAAUAAAAUCCACUUUGCAUAAUUUGCAUUUUUGGAAUUGCAUGAUUGCCACACCCUGGACGCCUUGCAGCAUUUCAUAGUCUGUGGACAUGCGGGCGUUAUUAAAUCUGAAUAUUUCUGCUCUUCUCGCCACUUAAAGCUGAAUUCUUGUCUUUCUAGGUCCCUGACAGCAGACCAACCUGUGUCAGAAAAUCAGCCCCCAGAAGCUGAUCAAGAGUUGGACGACAAAAUGAACUCAGGCUACAGCAGCCUGAGCACCAAACUGUCCUUUAAGACCUCAUCGCCCCCCAAAGAGGAUGAGUCCAGGUAUCGUGUGCAUAAAAUGUCCCUGAUCAGUGAUUCUGACAGCAGAGAGAGCAGCCAGGACUCUGCAGUGGACUCCGUGAAAACUAUCUCCACUGUGACUGAGUCAAACGGCUCAGAUCUGGACUCAGAGUACAGGUGGAGGAACAGAUUCGAGGGGGUGUCUCAGUUCAAACCACACACGACAGAGGAUUUCUCUCUCUCUGAAUCUCUGAGCUACUCAGACACCUUCUCCAGCCCCUCCUCCUUGUCCUCUCUGUCCUCCUCCUCUGCCCUCCCCGAAGCUACGGCCUACAAGCAUGCCGAUAAUGCCUUCCCCUCCUCCUCUUCCUCCCCCGCUUCUGAGGAACACAUCAUCCUCACCAGCAGGGUGAGUGACAGGAGCGAAGUUUACCUGAGCCGUGAGAGCGAGCUGCCAGCAGACGAGUGGAGGAGAGGCUUAGAGGAGCGGGAGGAGCCUGCUGCACCUGCAGGAGAGAAGGAGAGAGGGGGAGAGUCAGAGAGGUUCAAGUCGAGCUGGGAGGCACACCAGAGUCCUGUUACCAGCUCCUUCUCUGCAACACAAACCAGCUACGACAAAACAGACUCUUUCCAAGAAGAGGACAACGACUCGGCUCAUUUCACCGGGGUGUUCAAAGCCACGCUGGUCGAGCUGGUCCCCGACCUCACGCCUCCUGCCCCCUCCACUCCCCCCGCCUCCCCUGAGACAGAGUCCCCCCAGUGUGAGAUGGACAGCCUGGUGGACACGCUGAAGAGCAUGGGGCCGGCCAUGAGGCUGAGGGGCAUCGGCCCGCGCCCUCCUGUUCCAGUCCUCAUGUCCUCCUUGCCACCGAUCGUGGAGGAUGCUCCCAGCCUCGUCCCCAGCUUGGACGUGCGUGACUCGAUCAGCAGCCCUGAAAAGAAGAUUGAAGUAGCAGGAAAGCCAGCAGAGUCCCAGAAUGGAGCUUAUGCUCUGCCUGCAGACCUGGGACUGAAGAGGAACGCUGCCAGAGACUCUCGCUCCCCUCUGGAGCUGAUGAAGCAGAACCAGCAGGUAGGGUACAAGCUGACCUUUAAUUCCCUGAAUGAUCUGAGCUUCUUCUUCAAAAUCCUUAAAGUUUACCAAGGAUUGUGUUUAAAGGCCACAUAGUUUUGUUAUAAGGUGCAAAGAGCAAAAACUACUAAAAAAAGACUAAAUAUAGUUUAGUUAUGAUAGUCAUUCAUAUUGUCUUAUAUUGUAAGAGUUUUUGAGUAAGCUGCUUUGAUUGCUAUUUUAAGAUUCACAAAACUGACUAAAACUGCUCUCAUCUCAUAGUUUAUUUCAGCUACAUCCAAAACUAACUCUUUACAUGUUUGUGCAUUUUUAAUCAGAGCAUAAAAAAAGAGUUAAUAAGAUAAAAACAUCUGCAAGAAAAAGCGAGUCACACUCUGCAAAACUGGAAAAGUGGGUGUGUCGAAAUGAAAAAAUGCAAAUAAUUUCACUGGAAACAUGCUUGGGAAAUGAAGCGUCCUUGAACUUCCAUGACGUGGUAAACUUGUUCUCUGUCCAACAGAUUUGAGAUUUAAUUCCCAAGAAAAGCACAAAUUAGCUUAAUCAAUGUAAACAUGAUUUAAUUUUGCAUUUAUUUAUUUGAGAUUUGGUCGAAACUUGUGCAACAUUUGAGAAACCAAAAAAAUGAGGAACUUACUUUUGCUAAACUAGAAAUAAAAAGUGAAAGUUUUGGAUAAAAUCUUUGCAAUAAGCUCAAAAUCAUGUGCAAACUUUAACAUUUUAGUAGCAGAUUUUCAAAGUCUGUCAGCCCCACAUUUACCUCUUUAUUAAAUUGUGUUGCAGGCAAAUAUCUCCAGUCCUUUGCAUGUAAAAUAAAACAAUUGUUAACUAUCAGAGGUGCAUGUUCUCUGUUUUGGGUGAACUAACCCUUUAAUCUGUUGUUAUAUUAAGUACAUUUCCCUCACUCUCAUGCAGGAGCAGCUUGUGAACCUGCCUCUCAGAGCAUCUGCCACCAACAGUAUUACCAUGAGAAUGUCCUCUGACUCCUCUCCUGAGGACCUGAAACCCUCUCUGCUGAAUGGGAACGCAGGACUUCAGUCUCCAGGGUCCACCUCCCGCCUGGACAGCAGCGUGAUCUUCUCGAGCUACAGAGCAGGAAGCAUCGAUCAGAAGCAGGAGAACCGACAGACCCAUCGCCAACUCUUCCGCACUGGCUCACUGCCUGAAACAGGGCUUUCCAACGACCGCAUGAGCAAGGCGGCCAAUGACUUUACUGACCUUAGCAGUGGAGCAGACCCAUCCGGAUCCCGCUUCGAUCGUUUCGCCUUCCUUUUGAACUCCUCGUCCUCCACAUCGGGCUCCUUGACCGGAGCUGAAGACCAAAACAUGCGUAUGAGUCGGCCUCCACAGCUGGGUGGCUCACCGACCUCCAGCAACAGCCCCAACCGCCUCCUCAGCCCCACCGGCUCCAUAGACCUUCAACGAUCAUUAACUAACCAAGACUCACCCAUAUCACUAUUUGGCCAGAACCAGAACCAGGGGAUGGGGAUGGGGAUGGGUGUGGGUACUUCUCCCUUCCUGCAGAGAAGCUUCAGUAGCGAGGGCACCAUGGGGGUCCAGCAGACUCCCCUCUUCAACAGCGUGCAAGCAGGGUCUCAGUUCCAGAGCCAAGAGCAGGAGAGGAAUAUUUUAUCCAAAUACAGAGCCUUCCCUGAUGCCUAUGUAAGUAUCUAAGAAAGUAAAAUACAGAUUAAUUAAGGAAUAUUUUGGCGUAAGAUUAAGUUAGGGUCAAACACAUCGUAACACCGAGUUAGACACCCCCUCGAGAGAUGAAUGUUGCCGACCGCUUGCUUCUCUAGUUAUACCAACUUUAGUAACGACCAUAUGAUAGCAAUACACAGCGGUCUCAGGAGCCAUAAACAAACCUCAACCAAAACGCCACUCUGUAGCCACAAAUAAUGCUCAGAACAGCACCUAACUUCAUCAACAGUACAUAUAGGGUCCUAGCCACAGCACUAGCCACCAAACAUCUUUUUAACUUUACCCGAUGUCUUUAGCAAAGAGACUAAACACAACUCACCUACUCUCUUCCAGCAGCCGCUUGUUUGUACGGAGACCUCAGGCCAGUCCAUUACUGCAGCGGGGUGCCGCAGCUCAAGGAAGAACAUUUAUGAUCAUUACUUCAAGGAAAUGAUAUGCUUGAUCAUAAAUGUUCUUCCUUGAGCUGCGGCACCCCGCUGCGGUAAUGGACUGGCCUGAGGUCUCCGUACAAACAAGCGGCUGCUGGAAGAGAGUAGGUGAGUUGCGUUUAGUCUCUUUGCUAAAGAAAUUAGGCAAAGCUAAAAAGUUGUUUGAUGGCUAGGACCCUAUAUGUCCUGUUGAUGAAGUUAGGUGCUGUUCUGAUCAUUAUUUGUGGCUAUAGAGUGGCGUUUUGGUUGAGCGCGUGGCUCUCUGUAUUGCUAUCUGCAGUUGUUACUAAAGUUGAUAUAACUGGAGAGUCAAGCAGUCAGCAACGUUCAUCUCUCGACGGGGUGUCUAACUCAGAGUUAUGGUGUGUUUGACCCUAACUUAAUUUUACGCCGGAAUAUCCCUUUAAUGUGUUCAGUCUGCAUGCCACUGCAGAACGGAUGUUAAAAGAGCUCCUUGAUUUGCAUAUUUGUCGGUCUGCACAUGCCUUCAAAGUGAGUGUACCUGCAGAAACAUCUCAGUGUGGAAGUGGUCCUCGAGCUAGCAUGCAUUUGAAAUUAGAGUAGUCAGCAUGCUCCAAACCCUCCCUCGGUCAGGUACAUGCUAUUCCCACUGAGCAUCCAAAAAAUCACACAGACAGAGGCGUGUAUCCUUCAUGUACACACUUGCUCCGACAUGCAUGUGGGCAUGUGAAGUGUUAACUCAUUAGAACAUGUCAGAAAUGAUUUUUAUUGGUAAAAGGAGGGAACAUCUGCCGCACGUGUGCAGCACACAUGGCGACGCACUCACACCCGCUUUCUCACACUCCACAGAUGCAAACCAACUCUGCUCUUCCUGUUUUGCACAUAAAUCGUUAAGUGUUAAUCGCACUAUAAACCAUUAGACGUUUUAUAUUAACGGUUAUGUAAUAAGAGUGCAGUUGUGUCUGGGAGAGUAAACAAAAAAACACAAAUCCAACACCUAGGGCGAUGAAACCAGAUCCUUACAUUACCCCUUUUAAUGAUGCUGUUCUCUGAAGUAUAUCACUUGUUGAUACAUGCAAAAUGCUGGUAGCGUUGUUCAGUCCGUGCACACACAAAGGGAGCACCAAAGUGUAACUACACCGUCAUUAGUCUCCAGCAGUCCUGUGCAGUUUAAUACAAAUGUUUGCACAGGAUGUUUGUUCAGGCUCCAGCAAAGCCCAGUUAGCCCCUGUGAUGUUCAACAGUAUGGCUGCUGCAGCUCAGUUUUCCAGGUACGCAAAGUAAACAGGCUGACCGCAGAUCAUGUUACUGACCGGGUCACUGCGGCUGACGCUGACUGUAGACAGUAGAGGCUUGUUCUCCAUCAACAAAGUUUUCCAUCAACAAAGUCUUCAGAGGACAGAAAAAUAAUGUCAUCAGACUUGUAUUAAAAACAUGUAACACAAUGGAGUAGUUAUGUAGAUUUAAGCGUAAAAAUUUGGUGAAAAUGCCAUCAGAUUCCAAAACACAAAGUUGUUUUUACAUUUCAACAGUUUGUCCAUUUUAGCAUUGAAAAACGAACAGGCUGGAUUAUUUCUACAGCAUUUCUUUAAACUAAUUUACAAGAUUUUUGUGCAACGGUUGUGUUUGGGUUACAAAUCCUGCACCACAUUGGCUUCAUGAUGAUGAUUAAAAAGAAAAAAAAAGCUCAGGGACAUUGUUGAGGGAGCAGUUUCUGUGCAACUCUGACCAUGAAUGCAGAGAGACCCUUUUGUGGAUCAAUCUAUAACAACCUUUGUACUUUUCUGUAGAUUUCUGUGGCUGAUAGUAAAGAGCGCUGGAAUCUGUCUUAAAUUUAAGUAAACAAUGCACUGUAUUAUCGUCACUCUAUGAUCUGACAGUCUAAAACAUUAUGAUCAUGUAUGUUCCUUUAAAUUUCCAGAGAAGUACCAAAACAUUUGCAUUUUCCCUGUGAGAACUUCCAAAGAUCAACUGAUUACAGGCUUUACUUAGGAUGUAGUUUGCAGGAACUUGCAUGAAGAGUUAUUUUUUAUUAGAAGGCUGUGUUUAAAUUGACAGAAACAUAAAGUUCCUUAUAGUAGCUUUAAGUUAAAUAAGCACAAUGGUAGUUAAACCGUAAAAGUUUGUGCAAACAAGUCAAAAGCAUUGCAAGAGUGUACGAGCAGGCUGCAAAAUUCAAUGCAAAUUUAACAGAGGUGCAAUAUUUCAACAUUGGAAAUGUGCUGCAGAAGAAAAAAGAAUAAUGAUGCAACAGAAAGAAAGCUGCAUGCCAUUGCUUUUGGCCAGCUUCAAGUAGGAGACGUGCUAUUAAAAUCAAAUUUAAGAAAAAGUCCAAAUCUAGAGAAAUUGUGUCUUUUAUCAGGGAGGAAACCAAACUAUAAGACAGCUUCUACCAGUUAAAGUUGUAGGUGAGAGGUUUCCGUUAUCAGGGAUUUAUUUUACAGCUUCAUCCUGCAUUACAGUGUUAACUCUGAGUGAGAAAUAAUGCCUGACUUGUUGUGAAAUUGUUAUACAGCUCUUAAAACGUUAUUUGGGAGAUGCUGCAGGACUGAUGUAUAUCUCUGGCAGCACUAUCAUCACGCUUUGUUAAGGAGGCAUAUAAAUCAGUCACGCCGUUGAACUCCUUCACGCCGUUAAACCAUCAGUGACACUUUCUCAGCUGGUGGGAGUAAAAGCCUCUCAAUCAUUACCUUUUGGCAGAACCCUCCUCUCUGUUUUUCCUGUUUCUAUCUCCACUGGGCUCCCCACCCAUCCCAGCUAUCUGCCCGUUCCUGCAGAGACACGGCCACACCUCACCUCGAGUGCUUAUCCCCGUGUCUCUCCUCUGGUUUUCUCGAUAUUUGACAAAGCCGAGUUGACAGGAGGGAAGUUUUAAAGAUGGUUGAGUAAAUAGGAGAUGACAAAGGAGAUUAUCCGUUCCUCCUAGCGAGGGAUUGAUUGGCAUUGUUUCUAAAAGUCACCGCUGUGAUUUGCUGAAACUGCACAUUCCUUCUGCGGUGACUUGUUUUAUGGGAGAGUAGUUCUCGGAGAGGAGAAGGUACAGAUGUGGAAAAGUGUCUCACGGGAUUUGAUUUGAGUUGGCAUCAUGGCAGAAGUAAAUACAUCAUUGCCCAUGAAUGAUGCCUAUCCUUGUUUUUAAGAUGCAGAAUGAAAACAAGGAGUGAAUUUAAGAUAAAAGCAUUCAUGCACAUACAAGUAGGAGCUAUAUCUGCAGAAUGAUGAUACUUGAGAUUAUAGUCUCAAUGAUGCAUUUUUUAGCUAUUUUGAGAGAGUCAAUAUAGUUCAAGUUGAUCAAUUAUGAAUGAAUUUGUACAUAUGUACCCUCCAUAUUAUAUAUCUUAUCUCAUUUUGCAUGUAUAGCAGGUUAAGGCUGUACUCAGAGUCAACCUCUGAUCAAGCUCAAGGUCCCUUAAACAGGCAGAAACCUUGAACAGAACCCUACAUAGGUAGACGGCCAUUUGCCUAGACCGAAUUUUAUUCACAUUGGCUCCAACACCAAGAAUAAUUGCAACAGAACCCUUUUAAUAAUCAAGCCAAACCUAAAACUUUGAGGCAAACCUUGCAUUUCAAUUCAAUCAAAUAAUUUUUCCCCUAGAUUUAAAAGGCAUAUCGACACCAAGAGCACCACUAAGGCUGCAUAUAUAUGGCUUUUAUUGUUUCAUACACAAAAUCCUCUGAGACUGACUCCACUGUCGCCUCAGAACAUGUUAUGAUACCUCGCCAGUCACCCUUUAUUAUCUGUCUAACUAAAUAUUUGUCUCUCACCAGUGAGGGGAUCAGGUUUGUCAGCCCUAAAGCUUCAACAGUAACAGAACACCAUACAAACAAGCCUUAAUAACAUGCUAGAGGAAUGUACAGUACAUGUUGUCAGAUUGUGCAAUAUGACAGUUUGGAUUUCAGUUAUUAUGACUGCAGUUGCACUUAUGAAAAGCUCCCCAGAAACCACAAUCUGCAGCAUUUGUAGCCAAAGUGGAUUUGCAAUACCCAUCCCAAAAUGGAACUUUAAUAUUCAUGACCCUUAAUACACAAAAGAUAAUGAAAAAACAAAUUUUAACCAUUCUCAGUAUAUAGUCAUCCCACAGCUUGGCAACCCUGACAACGUGGAAGCCGUAAAUCUUCUGCACUUCUUUAUAGCUCAACUACUUUGGCAACGUGGCACAGGUGUUUUUUAAUUUGCUCUAGAUAUGACGUGAUAGGCAUGCAUGCAAAAACAACCCCUUGAGAGAUUUGGCCUGCUCGACUUAGAUUUCUGCGCCAGAAUCCAAAUGUCAGAGGGUUUGAGUCAGACCCGGUACCUGCUCUGUUAGUGGUUGUUCUUGAGGAGCCCUUGCCAUGUUUGUUUUGGUGUUUUUCCACCUCUGCAUCAGGCAGCCAAUUGGUGUAUUGACUCAUUAUCAAAGCAUUCCAGCCCACUCAGAUCACUGCACACAUAAUAAGGUCAGAAACUGUCAUGAAUUGACAGCUUUCCCAGAACCCCAGAAAAAACUAAAGUUUAUAUUUAUGAAACAUUAUAAACUAUUAGAUGUGCCAUGCUUUGUUAGAUCUACCUUUGUCCCCUAAAAAGACUUCCCAGACUUUGUGAGUGGAUGUUGAGAAAGUAGCUUCUGUCGUGGCCCUCUUAGGCUGGUAACACGAUCCGCAUGAUAACCUGUUUCCUACAGAGCUUCCACAGAGAGAGGGGGCCAAGUGACACCUGAGACACACGAACACACAAAGACACACAGACAAACCAGCCUCUCCGCUACAUCACCGAGAUACUCCGCUUCCACAUUCCUAGUUUCACGAGUAAACAUCCCCGAAUUAUAGUGACAUUCCUGUCGUGACUAAAUUCCCCGAAUCACUCACCUUUCAUGCACACGCAGUUGAACAAUGAGUUAUUUUCCCUGUUGGGUAAACUUAACAUUUUUUUAGUGCAGACCUCAGAUGAGCUCAUACUGCUGUCAUGAGUGGGGGAGUCGUGAAAGCAUGCAGUUGAACAGGUAGGGGAUGAGGAAUGUAUUUCCACCUGUCAGAGAGGUGCUUGUGCUGUCAUUAAGGGUGUCGUCUUUUAUCGCUUCCCUUCCCUGACGCCCCUAGACACCAUUCACCUGAGUGAAAUACACAUAAACAACGACUGGAUUGGCUGGCAUGUGCAGAUUUCGAAAGCUAGAAAGUAGACCUUUGUGGCGACUGAGGUUGUAGCGUGAUAGUUUAUUUCUUUAGUGACAUAUUGGCUUGAGUUGCUGUGUCGCAUGCAUUACUAUAAUAAAGUUCCGGUUGUUUCCAAUUGUCAACUUUAUAUAAACAAUAAACAUAAAGUUACUUAGCUCUAGGGUAUCAAAAAAGUGAAGAAAACACACGGUGAAAUGAUGAAAAGUUAACUGAAAAACUUCUGUUUCUUUGUCCGUAGCUCACCAAAGAAAAGGAGCAUGGGAAGCUAAAUCCUCGUCCCGGAAAGGUGAGUCCCUCUCAGCCAGAACAGCUCAACCACAAGCUGCUCGGUUACAUGUUAAACCUCAAAGCUAAUCGCUGCUUUUACUGAUUAACCUCAACCAUUGAUUUUGGUUGCAUUUUUAUUACAAAAGCUACAUUUCUACGCAGUUUGCCUCAACGCUGGCUACAUAAACAGUCCUGUCUUUUAUCGUGUGCUGACAUAAUAACCACAGUCUGGUUAACUCAGAGGAGAAACACUUUUUAUUACCCCACAGAGCUUCUCAAACAACCCUUUUGUUCUCUAAUGAUGCUUUCUGGUGCAUUUUCGACAUGUUUUGCACUUUAGUUUAUGGCUUUGUCACAGGAAAACAACAUUCCCAUCAGUCUGAGACACAUUUUCUGUUACAGUAAUAAGCACCUGUUAGCAUCCCAACACUCUGAACUACCAUAGUGGAUAUGGUUACUAUUUUACCUGCUUCACUUUAGAGUGAUAGCUUGUAAUUAUGAGCAAGUUUGGAUGUUGAAGUUCGUAUUUGGCCCCCAGACAAGAAAGUGUACAACAAGCAUGAUUAUAGACGCUGGUUAGAGUUUAUGUUGGUGUAAUAGUUUCUUGAAUUCCAUUUUAAAACAGUUUUACUUGUUAGAGACGGAGUAAAUUUACCUGCUUUCAACAUAGAUAAGGAAUCGGGUGUGUUUUACCGAGAGUUUAAAGCUUUUAAACAGAGUCAAUAUUCAGCAUUCAGUCUCAUAAAAACACACAAUACCACUGAAAUAAUGAAGAAAUAACGGUAGAUAAACUCUUAAUUCAACAAGCUAAAAAUGAGUAGCCCACAGCUUUAGCUAGCAUUUGUAGCUCACCAGCACUUGAUGGUAGAUUUGAAAGAUUUUCUUUAAUUUAUCUUUUUUCCACUAUUUAAAAAGCUUGUUGGCCGUAUUUAUAUCUACAAUCUGUUUUAUAAUAUAGGGUUGUCAAAAAUCAUAAGAUUUAAGCUCCUGAGAGGAGCAUUUAUGGAGUAGACUGUAAUUCAUAUUGAUGCAUUUUUAUAAAAACAAAAGCAAACAACACCAUUAUAGACAAGGCAGUUUUUUUUUGGUCAUUUUUAACGCCUGAAACUGGUGUAAGUGGGUAGGUGGAAGGGCAUCUGGGGAAAUAGACGUGUUUCUUUAUAUUUUUUCAUAAAAUUAUUACAAUGCAUUACAUGUUUGACUGUUAAAAGUCAGCAGAAUUCAGUUUUAUGUAAAAUGUAGCUACUUAAGUAAAGUCUGCCUUGUCCACAGGGGGCGCCAAAAAUGAAAAACCAUGAAAGUUCCUCACAGGAGCUUUAAUAUCCGUUCAGAAGAGACUACACAACCAGCCAUUUUGGAAAGCUAGCUGAGUACUGAUUGGUGAACUUACCCGCAUUUGUAUAAAAGCAAAAGAUUUACAAAGCUACUAAUUAACAUUCAACAAACAUAUCAUUGAAAAAAACUUAAAUUAGGAACUUUAUUUAGUGUUGGUUUUGGAGAUCCUGGUGGUUUAAGUGUAGACUUUCUUGUCUUUAGUCCUGUUCUGCACAGGUCUCUGUGUUUCUGUCUUUUAACAAUCAAAUCUAUCUUUCGUUGAGCACCUUAAUGUUUGAUAAAUAAUCAGCUAAACUCCUCACAGGCACUCAUAGAUAUAAAAAAAAGGGUUUCUGCAUCUGUCACCACAUGCUCUCCUGUAACCUUUCCCCGGUCAAACCAGCAGUCAGUGUGGUUAAACCUUUUGUUCGACAGCGGAUUACCAAAAAACACUCCCAGACGCCUCCGGUGGAAUUUCAACCAGUGAUUAGUGUCAUUGAACUUCAUACCUGCUACUUUUACCCUUUCUGAGCCACAUGCUGUAUUAACAUUCAAAUGUCAGGCCUGCCCCUGCAUGCAGCUGGUGAACGAACAAACGCUUUCUCGUUGAGAUUUGAUGAAGGAUAUUGAAUACUUGAGGAGGAGCUGACAUUUAACUUCUGCUCCUGAGUACUCUUCCAUGCUGCAGGGCCCCGGGCCUGAUCCGACCUAACAUGUCGGAUCUGCAGACGUACACUGUGGUUUUCUUUUGGAGGUAUCUGUAACCAAAUUCAGCCCUAAGAAACAAAGAAUUCCCUUCAGGAGUUUCAUCAUACUUGUUGGGUUUGAACUUUGCUAUUAAUAGGUGUGCAGAAUGAACUACUGUGCAAUUUACUUAAUACUCCUGUUUCUGCCUGGCUCUGGCACUGUUCUCGCAUCAGUUAUGAAGAAGCAAUUAGCAUGAAAUGUGAUCUUUCUGCUUAGAUGUGAAAUCUGAGAUAAAACCAUUGGUGAGAAAAUCUCCAGUGUUUAAUUUCACAGAACAAUAUUAAAGUUUUUUUCUCUCGCCUGCAGUUAUUCCUAUAAUUUUAUCAGGGUUACGUUUCUAUCACUCUCACUGAUAUGCUCCUAAUGUUAACAUUUGCUCUCUAAUCAACAUAUCUGAUUAGCUAAAUGGUCCACAUAUGGAAAGGUUUUACUUUCUGCUUGUGGGGAAAAAUGUCUGUCUGAGGCUGCAGAGCUGCAAAACUUCGAUUCUGAAAAGGCAAAAUUCUUCACCAGCAAAUCUCUCACUUUUUCUCCAGAUGUAUAUCUUCGACCGACCGGGGAUGUGCGGCCAGAGGAUCGAGGUGCGCAGUGAUGUUAUUGAUGCUACGCCCUGGGAGCUGCAGGAGACCAUCUCCAUCCGGGUCGUAAGAGGAGGGUGAGCACAAAAAACUGUAGACAAUCUAACUGAGUUUAUUCUACCUGAGUUUUACAUAAAGAUGUGGAGUCCCAGCACCUCUGAAUUCCUAGUUUACACUGUACGUUUAAGUCAUGUCCAGCUGUAUGGGGACAACCAUGUUGCAUUUAAACUAACCUUACAAACUACAGCACCCACAGCCUUGUCUCAUUUGCAUUCCUGUCUAAAAAUUUGCCUUCGAAGUUAAAAAAAAAUGGAUAAACCACAGAGCUUAGCAGUAACACCAAUGACACACUACACUGUCUACAAGCAAUAGCUUGAUUCAAUAAAAAAAAUAAACAAAUAUCAGGGCACUUGUUAUACUUGGACUAUUGUUUUGUAGUUGCAGUACACGAGACAAGACUUAGAUGUUUGUUUUUUUUUGCUUAAAGCUACUGUAAGUAACUUUUUUCUUUUUGUUGAUUUUGGCGCCCCCUUUGGAUAAAGUGAUGCCUCUUGUCCUGCAAAUGAAUAACAGAUUCAGACAACUAAAUCCUGUUUUCUUUUAACAGUGAAAUAAAUCACCAAAUCUGAUUAUUGGCUGUGUAAAAAGUGAGCAAAGUUGUUUUUUUUUUUUAGCUUGCUGUCUAUCAUCUGGUCUGGCAGCUUCCCCGUUGAGGCCAUUUCAGACAAUAGAAAUUUAAAUAGAACAAAAGCAGCCUUGUUUCUGGUGGUCUCUUUUGCUUUUAAAGGUCAGAAAGAGGUAUCAGGAUCAGUUUCAGUCUAUUGUGCAACCACUUGAAAAAACACUUACAGUGCCUUUAAAGUGUUAGCCACCAAACUCCUAUUUUGUCCUGCUGUGUAGAGUUUCUCAAAGCCAGUUUAUUUUAUGUAGAAUGAAACUCUUUUGGGUGUAUUUUUUAAGUUUCUAAAUAUUUUCAGUGUAAAACAGUACACAUUAGCUGUGUACAUUUACUUUUUAGAUUUUACACUGCUACUGUCUAUCAUCCCUACGGCUACUACAAGUGGAUUUAGAAGUCCACAAGCCUUCGUAGCCGUCCUCUCCAACAUGGGAAAGAUAAAUAGAAAGAAGAGUAGAACAAAAAAAAAACAGGUUUCAAGAGCAAUCAACACGGUUUCUUUUCACAUGUUUUAGCACUAAACUGGCAGUAAGUCUGUCUUUUCCUCUUUCUACCGCCACAUAUUCAACAGUCUGUCAAAGUAGACGCUUCCUCAGGUCUUCAAAACCGUAAAGACAGAUCAAAUAUCACCUCCAGGUCUUGUUUUUCCUGAAAUAGGGGUGUGUAAUCAAACAUUGGUUUUUCAAAUACAAAAUAAAAAAAACAAUCUCUGGAUGCUGGCUUCAUAACAAAACAGCUAUUGAUUCACUGCGGACACGCAAAUGCCUUCAAUAGUUAACACACCCACACGCAGGUUCAAAUACACAAGUGUCAGAUGUGGAAUGUUUUAUCAGACACAGCCUGUACUGUGAGUCUGCACUCACACUCACUGUGCAGCUCUAGCCUGUACACACACAUAUACACACUCAUAUACACACACAGCGUGCUCAUGCUAGCUUGGCUUCCUACAGAGAGGUAAUUAUGCUGUCAACACCAGCGUCACACUCCGCAGCUCUGCACAAACCACAGCUAAUGCUGCUAUUAAUGAGAUAUAAAGGAGAGGACUUUGUCUCCCAUCAGCCGGGACUCAAUCGAGGAUCUACUUUCUUUUGUUUAAAGAUUUGCUUUUAAACAGGCAGGAGGGCCUUUAGUAUAAUACUGCUGCUACUUCUUUAUCCUGCUUGUCUCCUCAUUACACUUUAAAGAGGAUUACUGGGCUUUUAUCAUUCACUCCUUUUUUAGACUUUUCAGACCACCACAGUAGAUACAAACCACUGAUUAAGCUUUACAAAAGAUGUUUUUUAAAGAGUGUCAAUCCAGUGGAAAUCAUCUUAAGUUCACAAAAAGAACAAGAUUUUUUUUAUUUUUUUAAUUCAAGUUUUUAUUGAACUUUUCAAGGCACGGCACAUGGCAAACUUAGUAUGUUUCUCCAUACAGGAACAAGCAGUUAUUAAGAGUUAACUUUUACAGACUUUGCACAUUUUUGUCUCUCGAAGGGCAGAAAAUAUAAAAAAAUGAGUACACAAUAAUAUCAACUAAACAUGUAUCAUAUCUGUACACACACUCACAUCAUUAAGACAUUUCGCAAGACAAAAACAAGAUUAAACUCAGGGCCCCUUGUCCUGAUGAAGACAUUUAUCUCAGGUUCCAUGACUGUAAAAAAACUGAUUCUAUUUGCCUAAUUUCGAUCAAAUUGUUGAAGUAAAUUCUUAAGUUGCCACUACUACUGUAGCGUUCCCUGCUUUAUCUGAAUUGUAACUUUAAAAGGGUUUCUUAGCUGGAAUUUUAGCAUCUUCAUUUAUUAGAAAGUCUGAGACUUCAAACUCAGUGGGAAACUGUGAUUUGAGUUUAACACGUAAUCUGAGAAGACGGCAAUUUUUCUUAGAAACUCACACCCAGUUCUCAUUCUUUGCCCAUUCUGUUGCUUUAUAUAUAAUUAUGUCUCAUGUGUCAAAUUAUCACCUCCCCUUCUUGCUCGUAAAGUCUUCAUCUACUCGCACAGCAGGGACUGCAUGAAAUGACAGAUCAGGCAGAGACAUCACUGAGAGCAGUAAUGGGAUACUUGGUUCUGGUGUUUGAUCACGGUUUGACAGAAAGCAGAGUAAUGAUUGAAGCACUGGGGCGCAAAAGCAAGAGUAAUUUCCUUCUGGGAAUUUUAGAGCAAAAUUCCUCCAGAAAGAAAUAAAAAGCUUGUAUCCUCAUGCUUUCUAUUUCCAGAUGGGUGCUGUAUGAGAAGCCGAACUUCAAGGGGGAGAAGGUCGCUCUGGAUGAGGGCGACAUCGAGCUCACCUACCCUUUCGGCCCUCCGGAGGAGCAGCUGCAGAACGGACAGCAGGAGGGCGAGAAGCAGAACGGAGAGCAGAACGGAGAAGCGAGUGAAGCGCAGGCAGAGACCAAACCAGCCAGGAAGUUCGUCAUUGGGUCUCUGAGAAGAGCUGUCAGAGUGAGUCAACAAUAAGCCGAACACUUAGUGCAUUCAAAUGUGGCAUUAUUACGCUUCAGCCAGGCACAAACAAGCAGGGAAGUAGGGUGGAAAUGGAUUUUUUAUGCAAAAGUGUACUUCCAAAACAUUCUGAUCUGACUCUAAAGCUGGAAAUCUCUCAGCCUUGUGUUGGAUUGUGUGUGUUCUGUAACUCAGUAGCACCAUCUAGUGUCAAAAGCAGGUAAGAGCACCUGUUGCUCAAGCUCUUGUAGUUUUCCAGCUCCUCGCCUUUAUCUUUUUAUCUUUUUCACAAUUUUAACUACAAACGGUUCACUUUUGACUGAAGUCGGAAAGAGUAAAGAGUAAAUGAGUAUCAGACGAGAUCUUGACUUCAGAUAAAUACCUUGUCAAAUAUUGGACCCACUGGCUGUCCUUCAUGACAAGUUUGACAGUCUGUGAGUGACGGCUGGCUCUUCGGUGCUUGUUUGGGAUUAAAAGCACAAGUACAAAGUCCACAACUUUCUUUUUUACAUGUGCUGCAGCUCUUUUUAACUGCCCGGGGAUUUUGAUACUGAAUUGUAGAUUUUUUCCUUUAAUUUUUCAUUUUUUUCUUCAAUGUUCGGUUGAAACGCCAAGGAAUUAUUAACAAUAAUGAUAAUAAUAAUAAUAAUGCAUUUUAUUUGCAGGCGCCCUACAAGAGAAGGUUAAAACAAAACAAUCAAAUAAAUAGUCCAUAUAAAAAGUUAAAAUUAUGGACAUUUAAAACAACAGUCAGACUGAAUAUGCCUCACUUUUUUAGCAUCAUUAAAUACAAGCUUUGACUGCAGGUUCCAGUCAUCGGGUUCAUAUUUUAUUCUUGAGAUCCUUUAAACAACGUGAUUCUUGUUGAUCCGUUCCCUCUGUAGAUUUUUAUCAGUCCCAUCAUGUCACGUAUAUUACUCCGAAACCUUUUUUUACCCCCCUUCCUAAUGUGACAUUGACAGCUGCUCUCUGUCUCCCCUCAGGACUACAGCGUCCCAGAGAUCAGCCUGUUCCCAGAAGAAAACGCUGAGGGGAAGAAAGUCACCUUUAGAGACACGUCUGAUGACGCCAGGAUCUUUGGAUUCCCCGUCAAGGCGAACUCUGUCAUCAUCAACGCAGGACUGUGAGUUCUUUAACCGUUAUAAAAAAAGGUAAAAAGUCUCAUUUGUGUGGUUUUUAUUUAGUUUAUUAACAAUCUUUCCUUCUUCUCAGGUGGCUUGUGUACGCACAUCCCUUCUUCCAGGGUGUGCCCCGGGUCCUGGAAGUCGGGGGGUACCCCAACCCUGCAGCCUGGGGGGUAGAGAACCCUUAUGUGGGAUCAUUACAUCCACUCAAAGUGGUAAGUAUUACUUUUAGAGCUCUUUACAACCUGUUCAUUUUGAGCAAAUUGUAAAAUUCUGUGUUUUUAUCACAGGGGGAACCAAGAGUGGAAAAUGUCAGUGAACCAAAGGUAAAAAAAAAACUUUCUCUCCUUUCGAUGAAGAACUUUUUGUACAGAAGCGACAAUUUUUCUAGCAUGUUCUCAUUCUUAACAACACUUUUUGCUCUCCAGCUUGUGAUCUACGAAAAGGCGUACUUCACCGGGAAAUCGAGGACCAUAACCACCAACACGAAGGACUUCAUGACCAGAGUAGAGAGGCAGCAGUCGGCCUUCAUGUACUGCGUCGGCUCCCUGAAAGUACUCGGAGGAAUGUGAGUGCAGUGAUUGUUUUUAUGAGUUAAUUAAAACAUUAUUUAAGCAGGAAACAAAUAUGAAAGUGUUCACAGCUUUUGUUAACCUAAUGUGUGUGUUGUUGUGUUUGCAGCUGGGUGGGUUAUGAGAAAGAGGGCUACAGAGGCCACCAGUACCUGCUGGAGGAGGGAGAGUACCAGGACUGGAGGGUGUGGGGAGGCUGUGAUUCUGAGCUGCGAUCCGUCAGAGUGAUUCGGGCGGUAAGUGAAAGAAUAUUUCACUACUGUUAAUAUUCGUUAAUAGAUAGAUAAAAUGGUCUUUAAUCAUUAGUGCAACCUUGAAAUAAACCAACAUUGCUUCAACUGUAGUCAAAGAGCUGUAUGUCCUCCAAACAUACAAUCAGAUAAACUAUUUUUCUGUUUUUCUCUGCUCUUGUACUGUACUCUGUGUUUGUGCUCUUACUUUUGUUGCUCUAAUGACCCAAUUUGGUCACCUGCAACCUCUCAAAGUAUAUCUUAUCUAUGAGAUAACUGCGCUGUCAGAUAAAAUGUUCUUUGUUAUGUUAAUACUGGUAGCACAGGUUCAAAUUGGUACAUGAAAAGUAGCUGAGGUGGUAAAAUCCAGACAUUCCUGCAAACAGAUGAUCAGAAACCACUUUGACACAAACUAAAAGUUCCUCACAGGAGCUUUAAAGCUCAAUUUGACUCGUCUAAUUUCUUAUUUUUGCUCCCCUGCAGGACCUGACAGAGCCUCUAAUGGUGAUGUUUGAACAGCCAGAAGAAGACCAGGAGGGCAUGCAGGAGGAGAACACCUUCGAGGUGUCCGAGGCCAUUCCUGACGUGGAGCUGUUUGAAUAUAAAACCUCCACACGAUCCAUCCAAGUACUCAGUGGAGCGUAAGUACACGAAAUCAUCAAAAAACACAACGUUAUGUUAUGAUAGGAUAUAGAACAAUCCGACACAACCUGAUAGGAUACUUUACAAUACAAAAUGAUGUGUUGCAGUGCAGCACAAUUCAAAUGGUUAUUUCAUGCUCCCACUCAUCAAUACUAACUCCGGACAACGUACUGUCAUGUUCAGAGGUAUGAACAUAUGGAAUCGUCUUCCUCCUGUCAUUACAAGGUUAACCAGUAAACAUAUAUUUAAAAAGCAGGUAUACCAAUAUGUAAUAACCCAGACUCACUGAAAUAAGAAACAGAACACCUAGACUAGGCUGUGACAACAUACAAUACGGAACAAUGAGAUUUUGAUCACUAGUACAUUUAUCUUGGUCUUUAUUGGUGUCUAUCGUAAUUGGAAAUGUAAUGUCAUCAUAAUUCUUGUUUUAGUUUUGAUUUUAACAUCUUUCUCCUCUUUGGACUUGUAUCAUUUUAAUCUGCACAAAUGUUUAUUGUCUUCUUGCAGACCCCAGGAAGAGUGGCUGCUACUUAGGUAGUAGCUAAUGGGGAUCCAAAUAAAUAACUAAAUAAAUGCCAUACAAUUUCAUUUGAAAAAAGAAACUUAUAAUAAAACAACUAACAAAAGAACAUUAUUUGAUACUGUAUAAUGCAAUAAAAUACAACACAAACAGAUAUGAGAUAGUAUGAUAGCUAGACAAAACAAAGCAGAUUAAAAUCAACUGGAUAUGUUUGGCGUGACGUGCAAAUGGCCAAAAUGGGCCGAAAAUAGCAGAAUAACUCUUUAACCGUGCGUCUGAGAGAAAAGUCCAACCAAACAAAAUCAAAGAUCUCAUUAAGAUACACGUGCCUGUAAAAUUUCGGGCAGGUUGGAAAAAGUCGACAUUUGUGGCGCUCUGUAGGGGGCGCUAGUGAGCCAUUUUUAUGACUUGUUUUUGGGUCACUUUAAAACAUCGGGCCCUAAUAAAUAUGACACAAUAAAAUAGAAUACAGUACGAUAAGACUGAAUUGAACAUUGAAUUUCCCUUUGAGGAUCAAUAAAGUUAUUCUUAUUCUUAUAACAUCUGAUAAAAUGCACAAGAUCAGGAUACAGCAGUGUAGGAUACAAUAUAAUGUCAUACAAUACAAUACAAUACAAUACGUACAAUACGAUACAAUACUACAACGUAAGAUAUAUACAAUACUACAAGAUACACUACCAUAUAAUAAAAUACAACAAGAUACGAUACAGUAUGACAAGAUAAUUUAUUAUACAGUACUAUAAGAUACAAAAUGCUUAAAUGCCCUCAUACAGAAUUCCUUUGUGAACUUCAGCUCUGUGCGUACUGAGCUACCUCUACUGUCGUAUUGUAACCAUUUGACUGUUUCUCCUUCCCUCCAGAUGGGUGGCGUACUCCCAUGUCGACUACUCUGGGCACCAGUACAUCCUAGAGAAAGGCUUCUACAAUAACUGUGCAGACUGGGGCUCUAAGGACAACCGUAUCUGCUCAGUGCAGCCCAUCCUGCUGGUGAGGAAGACUGUGAAGAAGAAGAAAAACAAAGAAAUCUUUAGUGGAAAAUUAUUGAGUUGAUUGUUUCUUAUGCUUUUGUUUGUGGUUCUUUUAGGCUCCAAGUGACGGCCCCAGGGUCGGGACUCAGGUGACUAUAGCGUCUAAGUUUUUGUUGAUAAAUUCCCCCUCUGUCAAAAUAUUUGUCUACUUUUUGUGCAGUUUCAUUUACUUAAAUAUUUAUUUUUGCAUCUCAAUGCAGAAAGACGGGUUUUUAUUACAUUAGGCUGAAAAGUAAAGACUGCAGGUUGUGUGAAAAUAAGUCACACACAUCUCUUAUCUCUUAUGUAUUUCGCAACACAUGGUGCAAAAGUUUAACUCCGUGUUUUGGCAUGUACUGGAUCAGGAGCUGCUUCUGCAUUUUCUUCCAUGCAGAGGAAAAAAAACAACAACUCCAGAGCUGCCGAAGCCUCAAGCUUCAUCAUUUAUCUUGUCACUUGUCUCUGUUUGGACCUUUUUAAUAUUUAAAUGUUUUCAGUGAAAUAUUGAACAGUCAGUGCGGCGAGCUGCAACACAAAAAGAAUCUUUAAACAGAGGACUGGUGGACAAAAUUUGAACUCUAAAAGCAGCAAAAAAAAGGAUGAAUAAUUCAAGCUGUGCUGUCUCUUUAGUGCUUGAAAUGCUAAAAUGAAAGAGAAUAAAAGGCCCAGACUAUCAACGGUGUUAACGCCUCACUUUCUUCUUUUUUACCAGGUAAUACUUUACACUGAGCCAGACUUCAAGGGUGAGUGUCACGUCUUUGAUCAGAACCAGGAAGCGCUGUCGGAAAAAUUACUGACAAAGUCCUGCCGGGUGUCAGGAGCGAGGUAAGAAACCUUUACUGACGCAUCUACCUUUUUUCAUCUAAAAAGAGAACAUUAAAAACGACUAAAAGUCCUUGAAAAAGACCAAAGUAAGCAAUAAAAUCAUGGUGUGGUGGUGAGAAUCUUAAAAAGCUUGUUCAUUCUUGUUAAUAGCAAAUGAUACCUACAAAACUGACCUCUCUGUCUUUUUUUUUUAGCUGGGUGUUCUAUGAGGAUAAAAAGUUCACCGGGAACUUGUACGUCCUCUCUGAAGGAGACUACCCCAAUCUAACCAGCAUGGGAUGUCAGCCUGGCAGCCCCAUUAGAUCUGUCAAAACCGUGCCCCUGGUGAGGAAGCGCUCGUACACACUGCAGCUUCGCAUGCUUUCAUCUGUGUUGUCUGGAUCCGACCUAACAUGAAUCACCUCUUCUUAUUUAGACAUUCUCAGUUCCUUCCAUCUCUCUGUUCGGCAUGGAGUGUCUGGAGGGCAGAGAGAUCACCAUGGAAACGGAGAUCAUUAACAUGGUAGAGGAAGGCUUUAACAACCACAUUCUGUCCAUCAGAAUCAACAGCGGCAGGUAGGUGACAAAGAGGACUGUCGGUGUGCGUGUGAACUUGAGCUGACUUUCAGUAGUUAUCUGUUUUUCCAUCAUGGAAGCAGCGUCUUACCCCAAACACAUGGAUUUAACUUUUUAUUCAAAAAUACUAAAGCUAUGAGAUUUUAAACAUCACAUUCUUCUAAUUUUCUCUUCUCUUUUAUUUCGCAGUUGGGUGAUAUGUGAGCACAGCAACUACAGGGGGCGCCAGUUCCUGCUGGAACCAAUAGAAAUCACCAACUGGCCUAAGUUUAGCUCCCUGCAGUCUGUCGGAUCAAUGUAUCCAAUCAGACAGGUGAGUCAAUGAAUCACCUUUACAGCUUUGCUUUUUGAAAACAUGUAGUAUGAAAUCAAAACAGCAGUAAUUUGCAUUCAAGCCAACAAGUUUCUGAGCAAAGUGUUGGUAACCCUUUCUUUUACGGUACACUUAUUACCAGGUAAUUAACAGGUAAUUACCCAGUAACAACAUGAAAUUAUCUGGUAAUUACAUGAUAACUACUAAGUCAAUACUGUCUAGCUACCAGGUAGGUAACCUUCCAUCAUCAUACAAAUUUAAAGCCGAAUUGCUCUGGUAUUUCAAGGAUUUUCUCCGCUUCCUGGAACCACCACUUGCGCAGUAGCGUUGUAGUCGCUGUGAUAAUGCUCGGCUCAAACAGCGUAUCGCUACGCGAUCUUCGCACGCCCAUAGGCUGUAUCAAGUGUCAAUCAUAAAAAACAUAAGAACCCCAAAUAGCUUUUGAAAAUGGAGCUGCACAGAAAAAAGAAAAAAAGAAAAACUAGACAGUAUCGACUUAGUAGUUAUCAUGUAAUUACCAGAUAAUUUCAUGUUGUUACUAGGUAAUUACCUGUUAAUUAACUGGUAAUAAGUGUACCAUAAAAGAAAGGGUUACCAAAGUUUCUUUCAAAGUUUCAGAAUUUUCCAUGUUGACAUGAUAUGAAAUCCACACUAACCAGACGUAACAUGUGGCUGAGCUUUUGACCCACUACAAAAGCUCUACCGCAAAUUCCUCACCUAUGAAUUUUACAUUUUUGCUGACAUGUUUAGACAGGUUUUUAGUUUGUCUUUAAAUUUAUUUUUUUAAUUUGCUCUUCUUAGGCGUUGAGUUAAAAAUCAAGAGUUAAAAUAGCCAAAUCUUCUCUUGAGAGAAGGUUCGGUUGCUUAUUAUCCCCUAUAGAAGGCCCAUUUAGCAGAGUAAAAACUUAUUUCUGACCCUGAUUGAAGAUUGUUUCCAUUACAUCUGAACAUUUGCUAUGAGUUUGAGAUUCGAUCAAGCUCAAACUCUAAAUGUUUAGUUAAAAAAAGGCAAAAUGAUGUGAUUACAAUUCUCAAGUCCUCAACUCUUCCUGAUAAAUAGACACAGUGAUAAGACAAGUCUUAAACAGUGUCUCUUUUUCUAAUAGUAUGUGAAAGCUGCGAUUUAACUCAUGCUAUGUGCUUUUCCUCUAAUAUUUAAAACUUGAUUCAGCCGUGUAGCACCACGUUUAAAUCUUUGGUCCACUAAAGAGAGUCCUCCAAAGAUUCACUGGUUGUUAAAAAAUAUUAACACAAUAUGCUGUUUUUGUUAUUUUUCCUCCUGUAGAAGCGACACUUUUUCCGCAUCAAGAACACAGAGAAAGGUCACUUCCUGUCCAUCCAGGGUGGCGUGGAGGAGAUGAAAUCAGGGCGAGUCGUGGUGACCCCAGAAGUAGAGGGCAUAAGUGACAUCUGGUUCUUCCAGGACGGCUUCAUCAAGAGCAAGGUGACACGUGACUUAAGGAUAGUGGCGUUCAGCACUCGUGUCUUUUGUCCGUGUAAUGAUGGUUUUUUUCUAACCACGUACUUUCUGUGUGCGCCGUAGAUGUCCCAGACCAUGAGCCUCCAGGUCAUGGGUAACAUCGAACCUGCAGCCAAGGUAGUUUUGUGGACAGAGACUCGGCAGCCCCUCCAGACCUGGACAGCAAAGAUGGCGGGCCCCAUCACCAGCCUGACUUUCCCCGGCAUGGUGCUGGAUAUCAAAGGUAAGAGAGGAAAUAUGGAUUCACUGGUCAGGUGUUCUCCACUUAUGGUCAGGAACACAGGGUAGGCCUACUUUACAUUUUAGUGGUCAAUUCCCAAGAUCACAACAGAAACAUAUCAACCAUUUAUCUUCCUUUUCAUCAGGUGGCAAAACUUAUGACAAGGACCAUGUGGUGAUCAUGCCAGAGAGCGAUGAGAGACCGAGCCAACAGUGGGAGAUCGAGUUGUUGUAACCCGUCUCUGAAAAGAUUUCCACCUACAUUUUAUUCCCUUAACUGAAUAUUCCCAUCAUAAUUUGAGAAAUGACACUUUCGCUGCCUCAUGAUGUAAAUUUUAUCCGUGCCUUUGCAGAGUUCUGCAUUUUUUGUAGUUUUCUAUUCAGUUUUCUCCAAGUCUAGAACUGUUUUUGGCAUAAAUGGACACCAAAUAGAAAAGUCUUAAAUGCUUCUUCUGCUGCAGCAACUCAGGUCAUAAGAUAAGAUAAAAAACAAGUUUAAAAAAGAGUAUUUUUAGGAGUUACUGAACUACUGUUACAGAGUUAGAGAUCAGUAUGCAGGGAUUUAGUUUCUGUCUUUGACUUUGACCUUUUUACCCUGAAGUUUUCAUUUGUCUCAGUCUUGAUAUUUAAACUACACUGACCCUGUUUGUAAGGUUCCCUGCUCAUGUAAAUUUCCUGAUGAUAGGGGCUCUAAGGGGUGAAAUGUGUUUCUAAAAAGUUUUUGUUACACCAGAGUAAACUAAGAUUAACUUUCUGGAUAUUGUUUCCUUCUGUUAGCAUGAAACGGCUACCGAUGCUAAGAUAACGAAUGAAGCCAAAGGAAAGUGUAGAGUGCAAAUAAAUAUAUUUUAAAGGUUUAAAUUGUAUGUACUGUAUGAACUGAUGCUGAUUGUGUGGGAAAUAUUGCAGUUCUCAAAUGGGUUGUGUGUGUCCUGUUACUCUAUUUCUCGUUGUGUUUUUUUCGUUAUGAGUCAAAUGUGUAUUACCUGUUAAUAUUUGAUACCAAAGAUAUGUUGUCAGAGCUUAUGUAAGAGGGAGUGGUUUUAAAGUAUUGAAUAAAAGUGAUAAAACAA